AGGUACCUAUGGGGCUUUCUAAGUGUCACCUAAAGUAUCAACACUACUAUUUUAAAGGUGAUUAUUAUUCUGUUAUUUCCUUCUGUUUUAAAAGUGCUACAUUUUCUAUUUAUUUGUACAACUCAAUAACAGUAUUAUUGUCCCUGCAACUUAUUUAUUAGUGAUGUAAACAGUAAGGCAACUAUUUUACCAUAUGCUUCUUUUUUAACUUUUCUGUUUUUUAAAUUUUGUUUUUCAGUUGGACCACGUAUUGUUCAGUAUAUUAUAAAGGUGAUCAUGCAAGCUCUUCAGCUUUUUUACGUGUUGUUGAAGAUGGACACACCUUCCUAUAUUCUCCUUCAGGUGAGAAACGCUUAUUAAUGCAUUCGCUUUUUAGAAGUAGUUUUCUGUAAAGAAAACAAACAUUUUGCACUCAUAGUAACUAUUUUCCAUAUGCAACACUUUCAGUUUUAUAACAUUUUAUAUUACUAGUGGAAGAUUGCUGUGCACAGUAUGGCAUGUGGCUAACCUCCAGGCAGACCUGAAUUAUCUUUUUGGGUCACUGCUGCCCCACUCAGUUUAAUGAGUCUGCCUGUCUAUCUAUAUUGAUUAGCAACAACAUUAAAGCCACUGACAGGUGAAGAGAAUAACAUUGAUUAUAUUGUUACAAUGGCAACUGUCAAGGGGUGGGAUAUAUCAGGCAGCAAGUCAGUUUUUGAAUUUCAUGAGUUAGAAGCAGGAGAAAUGGGCAAGCCAAAAGAUCUGAUUGACAAAAUAUUGAUGGCUAGACGACUGGAUCAGAGCACCUACAAAGUUACAAGUCUUGUGGGAUGUUCUCGGUAUGCAGUGGUUAGUACCAACCAAAGAUGUGCAAGGAAGAACAACCGGUGAAUCCUUGUCAGGUUCAUGGGUAUCUAAAGCUCAUCGAUGUACGCAGGGAGCAAAGGCUAGCCUAUCUGGUCCACUACUGUAGCUCAGAUUGCUGAAAAACGUAAUUCUGGCCAUGAUAGAAAGGCAGGGCUGCCAUCAGGGGGCGACAACCAUAAUGGGCCCCCCGAUGGGCCCUAUAAUCUUCAGGGGCCCGGUUAGCGCUGCGGCCGGGUAAUUGCGCGACCGGGCCCCUUUAAAAAAAGAAUUGCGGCUGCACUGCAAAUGCUGCUGGGAGGAAGUGACCGGCUUACUCCGCGCGCGGGGAGAGCGGAGGCCAGGAGAGGACACCAGAGGCAUCCACUCCCAUCAUCCCCAGCCACACUCCUGCAACUUUAAGGUAAGAGGAGGGUGGCUGAUAAAUGAAGUGUGUGUAUAUGUAUGUAUGUAUGUCUGUAUAUAUGUCUGUGUGUGUGUAUGUCAGUAUGUAUAUAUGUCUGUGUGUAUGUCAGUAUGUAUAUGUAUGUCUGUGUGUAUGUCAGUAUGUAUAUGUAUGUGUGUGUGUGUGUGUGUGUGUGUAUGUCAGUAUGUAUGUGUGUGUGUGUCAGAAUGUAUGUAUGUCUGUGUUUAUGUCAGUAUGUAUAUAUGUCUGUGUGUGUGUGUAUGUCAGUAUGUAUGUCUGUGUGUGUGUAUGUCAGUCUGUGUGUGAGUCAGUGUGUGUGUGUAUGUCAGUAUGUAUGUCUGUGUGUAUGUCAGUAUGUAUAUAUGCCUGUGUGUGCGUUUAUGUCAUUAUGCAUGUAUGUCAGUAUGUGUGUCUGUGUGUGUAUGUCAGUAUGUAUGUAUGUAUGUAUGUCAGUAUGCAUGUAUGUCUGUGUGUGUAUGUCAGUAUGUCUAUAUCUGUAUGUGUGUGUGUGCCAGUAUGUAUAUAUAUAUGUCUGUAUGUAUGUAUGUAUGUAUGUGUGUGUAUCAAUUUCUGAUGGCGGCCCUGUAGAAAGGUGUCAGAAAACGCAGUGCAUUGCAGUUUGCUGCGUUUGGGGCAGCAUAACCGAAGACCAAUCAGACUAUCCAUGAUGACCACUGUCAUCACCAAAAGUGCCAUCAAUGGGAACUUGAGAGUCAGAAGUGGACCAUGGAGCAUUGGAAGAUGGUUGCCUGGUCUGAUGAAUCACAUUUUCUUUUAGAUCAGGCCGAUGGAUGGAUGCGUGUGUGUCAUUUACCUGUGGAAAAGAUAGCAGGAGGUGUCAGGUUAAGAGUAUGAAACCUGAAGUGCAGUACUUGCUGUGAUACAAAAGUCCAAAGCAUACAAAUCCAGAAAGGGCAAAGCAAAAGCAAGGUCAUGCAGUCCAAAGCUCAUAUAUCCAGGCAGCAAAGGUUCAGAAGUGAAGGAGCAAGCCAAAGGUCAGGUAACCCAGGAGAGUAAAACAAUAACACAGGUAGUUGAAGGGAAGUAGCACAGAACAACUGAGCAAUGAUAGUUCAGCUGUUCACAGUUUAAAUAGGGUGCCUAACUAUUGACACAUCUAUUCUGAAAGGCCUCCUAAGUACCCUAUUGGUAUAUGGACUGUCAGUAGUCUGGGGUUGUCUGUGGAGGUAAUAUGUCAUAGCUGCACCCACAGGGCUGUCCUACUGCCUGCCUCUAGCAUUCGCAAACGCAUGCGUUUGGGAGGCCGCUACUCGGAAUUAUUGCCGGAGCAGCGAGGGAAGAGAGGUAAGUCGUGACAGCAGGAUGCACAUGGGAAAGAACGCACGCCGGCAGAGGCAGUGUUAUGACCUGGACAAUGUUCUACACAUGCUCCAUACAUUGAUGACAGUAUCUUAGCUACAUAUAACUAACUAACAGAUACAACAGAUACUUGUACUUGUAUAGGCAUCCCCCCUUUGAUGCUUCUGAUACAAAGUACUCCAGAUGCAUCACUUACAAUUCUUUGCCAAUACCACUCAGGUAAUUACAAAACAGGGGACACCAUGUGAGCAUUCUAGCUGAAUUUUAUGAAUUCUCAGAACUUACCGACCUGAUUACAAAUGAUUUCUCUUUUGGCUAGAGGUUCAUAUCUCCAGAUGGCCAUUACGUGAGCUGCUGUCUUCCUUUCUAUAGUGCUCUCAAUAACACUACGUAUGGACCGAAUUAUUAAUGGAAUCAAGCAGGGUAAUAAGAGGCAUAAGAUAAUAAUAAAUACCACUCCUCCUACCAGUGCUUUUAUUCCUCUAAACUGUUCAUAACAGCUUCCAAACCAACUACCUGGAUUAUACCCGUUCCAGAUCUGAGUAGGUACGUUAAUUUAACCAUGUGGCUGGUAAGGUCAACCACAGCUUGUCCUUCAUCAUCUAUAUUCAGACAGCAAUUACUAAGAUUAAACCUUCUGCGCACACCUCCUACUGCGAAUAAAUAGUCAAGAGCCAGCCUAUUUUGGUAAAUGGCUGACCUCAUACGGGUAUUCUAUUUUGCCAGGAGGUUAGGGGCUAUUUAUUGGUUAUAAACCACCGCCUGUAAUCUUAUGAUGAGCAUGUAUAUGGGGGUUCGGUAACCAUAAGUACCAUCUUCAGUCCAGGUAGCAGGUCCAUAGUAAUAAAUAAUUCGCUGGGGUGGGCAUUCAUCAUCUUCCCAAUUACCUAUAUUUAACGAUUCUCGCUUCUUCCUAUGAUUUACAUCAUAGACCUUAACUCGCAAGGUCUCUCCUGUUUGGAUUGGUAACAAAAAAGAUGGUUUGAGCAUACCUAACACACAUGCCCCCGCCCAAUCUUGUGGUAAUUCUGAAUAUGCCACAAAUCCAGUAUACAUUUUCUGGAGCUCUCCAGCUAGAUGUAGCCGAUAGAUCAAACCAUACCUCUCUUAAAUUGGGUGUAAUUAACAAAUGGAUUGGUAGGCUCUGAGACAUUUGAAGCUGACCACCAGGUAGUAUUAUGGCUACUAGCAUUAUAUGCUUUCCUCCCUAGACAAAACAACUCACCUACAGGUGUGUUAUACAUUGGGCUUCCCCUAGCUAAGCAUACAUGACCGAUUAUGGAUAUUUUUAAUUGCCAUUCCGAUUUUUCCCGUAUGGGUGCUUGAUUACUGGAGUGGGAAGGCAUCUGUUGCUCAUUUGUCUCAGAACCAGGGUACCAUAUUUCUCUUGCUCCCCAUGGCCAUUGGUCUCCCAUAUUUGUACCUCCACAUACAAAGCAGUUAGUUAUAUUAAGACUACUUGCAAAACUCUCAGCCAGAUCAAUAAACAGGUUCUUAACAGUGUGGGGAACUUUAUCUUCAACACUCAUCUCCUCAUAAAAGGAAUGGAAUACCUGAUGAGUUUGGGCAUUCAGGGUCUCGAUUUCAAGGCCUAUAUAUAGGAUGGCUCCUGGGUCUGUCCCUGUACCAUAUAUAUUUGGAAACCGAAAAGAUUCCUAAACUUAUUAAUAAAUCGCUGUGGAUUAUAAAUUGUCAUGUGUACAGGAUACACUCCAUUGAUUUACAAGGAGGAGUAGUAGGUAACCUCUGAAUUAUCAGAUCUUGGUCUACUGUUUUUUUCCCCAGGUCGCCCACCCUACACAUGACCAAUAUGGGCAAAAGUUGAACUCCCUAUUUGGACAAUCAGGGUCAGUAGGUCUUCUACUAGGGUAUAGAUAUGAAUCAUUAAACCCAUAGGUUCGUUCCCACUUAAGAUUACCACAUAUGCUCCAAGGUGUCAUGACAUGAAGGGGUGCUGCCCUGAGACAGCACUAUCCCUUUAAAUGUGGGAACCAAUUUAGCAAAGAAUAAAGGCAAGGACACAAUGAAUAGAAUAAGUCAAGAAAUGUAUAUUAAAGGGAACCAAAGGACAAAAGAUAACAAAACAAUAUGUAAUAAAUAUAUACAAAGUCACAGAAUAAUAAUUACAAUAAAUCAGGAUAACCACAAAUUGGGCAGGCAGAGUAUACUUAAAUAGUCCUUUGGUAUAAAGAAUGUAUUUGGGCAGGAUUGUGCGGCCACCACAGAAAUAGGUGGGACACAGAUCCAGAGCCACAAAACAAAUAUAUAGCACCAGGAAGCAAAGCCCGAAGCAGGACAAACGAACAAGGCUGCAGGGUCAGGAUCACUGGAAAUACGGCAGGAGACAGGAACACUGAACCAUAACACAGGAUUGGGAGGCACAGGAACGCAGAACCAGGAGGACACGGGAACACAAGACACGAGAACUCAGGACCGGGAAACACAGGACACAGGAUCAAGAAGCGAAGAGUCAGAAUCUCAGGAACCAGGAAACAAGAACCACGGAACAAUAAACAGGAGACAAGAGACAAUGAUCUGACAAGGAGUGAGGGGAGAAACCAGACUAUAUAGGUGCUAAACAAGGACCAGGUGAAGUGCUAAUGAAAAGAAAUUAGGAACAGUGCCAAACAGUGAUAGUGGUAAGUGUGGGUACUGCACAAGGGCAAAUCAACUAAGGAGUGUCGUGACACAAGGUUUUCCACUACCAGAAAUUGCUUUGCAUGCAUCGAAUAGUAGGAUGCCUAAGGAAGAAGUGGUACUUAGCAAAGUUUUAUUUUUCAAUGCCCCCUGAGAGUAGGUAUUUCGAAGAACCAGCCAGAUUGUUCAGGGUCGGAAUUGGGGAUCAAAGCACUUGGGUUCACCUGACACUGGCUGACACACACUAUAAUAAGUGUCCAAGUAUCUACAUUUAGACACAGAUCCUUUACAUUCAUAAUGUGAGUGCUAAAUAAGAGUUUGGGAUAUCUGGUUACCUGUUUUUGUAGUCGACUAUCACAGCCUUGUAUGUCGUCACCUUUGCAUUCCGUUUAUAUAAUAAAAACACUAAGACACACAAAGAAAUACAUUAUAAUGGAAGUCUUCAUCCACAUUUUCAACCGUGCAACGUCACCUCAGCUUCCCACUUGUGAGGGCUGCAAGGAAUGUUGUUCGUCUGAUCUUCUCUUCCCUUCACAGAGGUCCCUGCGAGACACUCUGGCUAGGAAACGUUGGUAGGUGGUCAGGCUUUAUUAUGGCCGUCAAAACACCUACUUUCUGCUCUCUAUCUUUCUCAACCACAGGUUUUUGAAGAUUGUCUCGUACUUCCUUAUGUCACUUCAGGGACUGCUUCUUUCCCAGUAGCUCCUAUUACAGUAAUAAUAGGGAGGGCCUACUAAAUUGGUCACAACGAAUUGUUCAGCACAAGUAUCAAUCAUGAAGGGACUUUUCUUUUCCCCUAUUGUUACUUCGACCAUAGACUAUGCUCGGCCAAGGGGGAUGGAGCCUGGUCUGUAUCAAUAGUCCUCCAUGACUGUAUCAGCCAGACCCACAAAGUCCCUAUCGUCCCUAUCCCUUGGAUAUUAUCUACCUUCCUGGACGUCUCCUCUGUUACUACUGUUGCUCCCGCCAAGACUUCCUCUUCCUCUAUAGUCACCUCUUUAACCACCUCGUCCCCUUUUCUCCUCUUGUCUAAAACUUGCUUUAUAUCCCCUCUGUGGUCAGUCAAUGUCCAAUGUCCUUCCUCUCUGCAAUACGCACAUUGAUUUCUGCCUAAUGGUAGCCUGUCAAUCCUAUUCUCACCUCCCCUUUCUAUCUCCCCUCCCUGUCUACCCACACCUGUAAUAGCAACUGCUAACAUAUCUACUUUCUUUUUCAUCCUUCGUUCCUCCUCACGCUUCGUUUCAGCUUCCCUAUUCAUAUAAACCCUGUUUGCGAUUUCCAUAAGCUGUGUUAUGGACAUCCCUGCAAAUCCCUUUAACUUUUGCAAUUUCCUUUUAAUGUCACUCUGGGCCUGGCUGACGAAUGCCGAAUUAAUCAUACAAGAAUUUUCAGAGGCUUUAGGAUUAAAAUGGGUAUAAAGUCUGUAGGAUUCAAGCAGUCUCUCAUAAAAGGCACUAGGAGAUUCAUCAGUUUUUUGUAAUACUUCAGCUGUUCUUGACAUGUUUAUAGCCUUUUUCCCACCUGCUUUCAUGCCUGUAAUAAUGGCUUGUUGGCAAGCUUUUAAAUGAACCAUAUCAGCACCGUUUAUAUUCCAGUUAGGAUCCGUAUUGGGGAAAUGGGCAGUAGCCCAAGCUGCUGAAUUUGCUUGGUUUUGAGUACGGGCAGUCUCCUCAAGAGCUUUAAUGGCCGCUUGGUUAAUACAGGUCCUUGCCCCAGAAUUAAAUAGAGUUAAUAAUAACUGCUGACAAUCAGCCCAAGUAGGGUUGUGGGUUUGUAUGACAAUAGGUCUGUGUGGUGGGUUGGUCUCAUUCUUGUGUAUUUUUGGUAAAAAGUAUAUAACUGGAAUUUUUGGAUGAUGUAUAUUUAAAUAAGCAAAUUAUUUUUUGUUGAGGAUACUGGAAUUUAAGCCUUUGGUUAAAAAUGAUAAAAGGGAGUUUUGGAUGGUAUGGGUUGGGUCUGAUAGUAGCUUGUCAUAUACUUUGGGGUCAUUGAGCUGUCUAAAUGCUUAUUUGAUGUACAUUUCUUGUGAGAGUAUAACUAGGCCACCCCUUUUAUCUGCUGGUUUGAUGACUAUAGUGUCAUCAUUUUUUUUUUAUUUUUUUUUUAUUCUUUCUUUUUGGUAUGCAGGUAAUUACAACAGUGCCUGUGCCGCCACAACAGCAUUAACAGGCUCGACUGUUGUAGACAUAUGAUAGCAGUAUUGUGGCAAGUUGGAUAUGCAUAAAUUUUUAUUUUUUUUUAAAGGUGAAAAAGGUAACGAUACAGCAACCAAGCUUUUAAAAAUAUGGUUUAAGCUAAAUUAGAGUGACUAGCUUACGGUAUCAUGGUGAGAUCGACAGCCUUGUAUACUUAUGAGAAAACAGUAAUGUACAAUUCGCUUGCCGUAUUUUAAAGCGCACAAAAUUUGGUUAACAAAGCAGGCUAGACACACGCUGGUUAGACAUAGUGAAUUCCUUGAUUGUUUGGUAACAAUAGCUUAGGAUUAGUGAUUAUAGUGAGUGUCAACGCUACAUACUAUAUGAAAAUCUUCUGGGCAGCGAAUUGACAUUCAUAUAGCUGGUUUUGGUGCUCACUGUUUGCUGAAGGGAGGUUAAAUGCUGGGAGUUUUCAGUGGUGGUGAGUUUGAGUUUCCCGAUGCGGUCUGUGAGGCCUCUUAGGUCCCCGCAGACUGUAGCUAUGUCCGUUGAGAUGUUUCUUUGGAGCUCGGCCAGCAUCACCUGUAGAACAGUUUUUGUCACCGGGGAUGCAUCUGGGCCCUGUGGACUCCGUAUGGGUCUCUCUGGUGCCGGCGGGUAUUCCUUUUCGGCUCCCAGUGAGUCGUCUUCAGAGAAAUCCGAGCAGCCUCCAGUGAUGGUGGCCAUCUUGGGCCCAGUGGCGCCAUGUGCCUGCCGCCAUAGGUCCCCGAUUGUGAGCCCGAGCUGGGCUUGUCUGAUCUGGGCUUCUUAGUCUUGCGUCCCAUCUUGGUCUAGUUGGCCUGGGGGGUCCCACUAAACACUGUGGGUGCGGUUAAAUAGGUUAUAUCACCCGAUUUUGGCCAAUUUGGUCGGGGGCUCUAGGAUCAUGCGACCAGUCGCUGCAGCAGUCAGGCUCCGGCUCCUAGUGUCUUCUUUUUUAAAGGUCUGUAAGGGCUUUUCUUUCUUGAAAGGUUAGGUUGUAUUGGUUAUAUUUAUGAUAUUUAUGGGUUUUUGUUUUGGAGGUUUUAAUUUUGUCUAAGUCUUGCUUUACCAAAUUCUCAAAAACUUCUAUCGGGCCUGAUUUGAAACUUAAAGGGUAAAAAAUAGAUUUGUUCUUAAGGGUGGUGUUUAUUACUGGUAUCUCCUCAUCAGUACAUAGUGGUGUGGGGGAAUUAUUGACUUUGCCAUGGUUAAUAGAUUGAUUGUCAAUUAUGCUGCAAAAAAAUCUUUUAAGUGUAGCUUUUCUAACAAACUUGUUUAAAUCUAAAAAGGCUUGGAAUGGUUGAUAGGGAUUGGUAGGUGCGAAUUUAAGGCCCUUAGUUAAAACCGAAAUUUAGGUAGUAGUUAAAUAUUUUUGGGAAAGGUUAAAAAUUCCAUGAGGGUUAUCUGUAUUAGUUAGUGUCUCUCUAGUCUUUCUUUUUUGAAAUCUUCUGCCACUUCUCCUUCCUCUAGGCUUAGAUUUCUCUUUUUUGUUCUGGGUAGGUAAGGUGUGGCAGCAAAUGGGUUUGGGCCUAGUUCUAAAAAAUGAUCCUCAGUGUCUGUGUCCAAAUCUGUGGAUAAUACUUGGUAUCUGUUGGGAUGGUGUAUAGAGGGUAGAUGAGGGGGUGUAGUGGGAUGGGAGUGUUUGAAUGUAUGUCUGAAUCUUUGAGGUCUGCGGGUGAGGUCAGGUCUUUGUGGGAUAGUCAUGAGUGGGACAGGUUUGGUGGGCCUGGGUUUGGGAUAGUUGGAAUAGGAGGGUGAAAGUCAAAACCCACCAAAAGCUCUACAUCUAAACCACCCGAUCGCCUAAUAUUUCUACAACCCCGUAUCAAUAGUCAAUGGUUAUGGUACUGUCAGUGGUUAUGGUACUGCCACUGGUUAUGGUAUUGCCCGUAGUUAUUGUGUCAGUAGUUAUGGUGUCAGUUGUUAUGGUGUCGGUGAUUAUGGUAGGUCAGUAAUUAUGGUGUUGUAAGUGGUUAUGGUAUUGUCGGUGAUUAUGGUAGGUCAGUGAUUAUGGUAUGUAAGUGGUUAUGGGGAUAGGGGGAUAUGUUGUAUAUUGGGGUACUUUUCAUACUUUAUAAAAAUGUGUUUUUUUUCUGCCUUGAGAUAAUUGAGUUACAUACAGGACUUGACUCAAUUAUCUCCCAGGCUGAGGGGAGGGAUUGUGUGUAAUGUGUGGGAGCAUCACCUGCAUUAUCAUUGGCUUGUAACAAUUGUCAACCUGUUCCCCACAAGGUCCAGGUGGGUGUUCCCUUGCAUGGGGACUUGUAUAUAAGGCCAGCUGUGGCACCAUUAAAAUUCAUUUCCUGCUUAACCCUCAACACGUAGCCUCAUCUUGCGCUUGUAGGGAACCUGCUUCACAACUAUAUCACAAGCUCUUAUAAGAGCUUCACAGCUAUACUCUCAGAGGUUGGUCCAGGGUGGGAGAAGACGACGAGAUUCCAGCUAAGCUACGGCGGUUGUGGAGUCUUCAGUGUUUGUGGAGUCCGGUGCAGUGCUUACAGUCCUCAGCGUCAGCUAGGAAGCAUCUGUUGGCGGAGAUGCCCUGUCAGGGUGCCAGGUGAUCCAUUAGUGUGUAUUAUGCAUGCAUGUAUUGACAUUGUGUGCAAGCACUGGCCAUCUUAAAAAUACAGUGUGAGACCUUCAAAUGGUCUUGGCAGAUACACAAUAUGGCCAAAAAUAUGUGGACACUCCUACUAAAUAUUGAGUUCUGGUAUUUCAACAUCAUGCAUUGCAAACAGGUGCAUAAAAUCCAGCUGCUAUGGCAAGGGUGCCUAAUUUAUUAUUGCACUGUGGAAUAUUGUCCUUUAAUGUAAUUUGUAUAGUACAUUAAGGAUCUGGCGGCCUGGAAGAGAUGCUAUUGUCAAUGUCAAAAGGGGUUAAUCUGAUUGUAUGGAGGUCGAAAAGGGUUAUAUCUUUUGAAGCCGGGACCCCCCCAUAGAGGUCAGAUGACAGAAGGGAUAGUGUGAAUGGCAUACGAAUGUCAAAUCGGAUUUUACCAUAUGGAUGGGAAUUAAUCAAGGCUCUGCAGGGUGUGAGAUCCUACACCUUUAAAAGCCUAAAUGUCUAGCUGGCUUUAGCCAUUUUGCUGUACUUUGUAAUUGAUGAGCCUUGUUCCAGAAAAUAAAACAUUCAUAUUUACCCCAUAGAAUAAUAAUUAAGCCUCAUUUGUGUUUUAUUUGGAAUGUGACAAGCGCCAUCUUCUAAACAAACCCAAACAUGAGUGGCCUAACUUGACCAUAGAGGAAGUAAUUGUGAUGUUCGCCAUAUUGUGUCGCCUGUACGACGUGCAACAUCUCUAUAGAAUGGGAACAUAAUAACAAAUGCAUAGAUGCAAGUAUUAUUUCUGUGGCAGGUACAUAAGAAAAGAUAGAGCCAAAUGUUUCUAUUUGCAUUAAUGUGGAUCUGGACACAAGGGGUGGUCACUUAGUGUCUCUAUAGAUACGCCUUAACUCAACCCCUGGGCAAGACUUGAUAAUCCACAGGGUAUAUAUCCAAUGAUUUGGCAGGGUGUUGGUGUACUUGCUUGGGGUCAGAAUCUAAUUUCUAAGUGAGUCACUAUCUUUCCUACCAGAGACCCCUUGGGGGAAAAGUGCUACUUUUUUUUGAGUAAGUGAUUAGGAUUUCUGUUAUUUUAUCCUUUUUUGUUUAUUAUCUGUUGUUGGUGUAAAUAAUUUGUUUAUCAUCUGUUUUUUUGUAUGCAUUGUGACUAUUAUUUUUUGCUCAUAAUAAAUAUUCCUUUAUUAAGUUUUGCCUUUGUUUGGUAAAAGAAUCACGUUACCUGAAGAGACUAAUUAGUAUUUUGCAAUUACAUAGAAAUUGUACUAAGUAAUAUUUGGUGGGUUUUUAUUAUUACUAGGCACCCCAUUUAUAAAUUGUCAGUGGUGGCAGCGUUAAAAUAGUAACAGUUAUCAUGGGCGUCCACGGGAGGCGGGGGGGUUUCAGCUUAUUCUGCUAUUAUUUGUGUGAGAUUGAAAAUACAGUGCAAUCCCGUCGCCGGCCAGUAGGUGGCGCUGUGUAUGAAGAGAGACAGGGAUAGGAAGCUGCAUCUUAUCCCUGCAUCUCUCUGCUGACUGAAACCCCAUGGGAGCAGCACAUGCAGGCAGAGAUAGCCUACAGAUCAGGGAAGUGAGGCAUGGGGGGGGAGGGCGCAGAGAUAGCCUACAGAUCAGGGAAGUGAGGCAUGGGGGAGACAGCCUACAGGAAGGGUCAGCAAGGACCAGGAAGGUAAAGUAAGAGAAGGAGAAGGAAUAAAAAAUGAGCUGGAAGGGACAGCAAGGAGCACAACAGGUAAAGUAAGAGAAGGAGCACAAAGGAACAGGAAGGGUAUGCAAGGAGCUUGAAGGUAAAGCAGCACAAAGGUAAAGAAGAAGGAGCAGAAAGGGUCAGCAAGGAGCAGGAAGGGACAGAAGGAGCACAAAAGUGAAGUAGGAGCAGGAAGGGUUUGCAAGGGGCAGCCAGGAGUAGGAAGGGUCUGCAAGGAGAAGGAAGUGUCUGCAAAGAGCAGAAAAGGACAGAAGGAACACAAAGGUAAAGGAGCAGAAAGAAUCAGAAGGUGCACAAAGGUAAAGUAGGAGAUGGAGUAGAAAGGGAUCAGAAAGAGAAAGGAGCAGAAGGGGGAGCACAAUAAGCAGAAAGUAGCAGAAAGGUAAAGGAGCAGGAGGAGCCAAGGAGGAUAGAAGACAGUGUCAGAAGAAAAAGAAGACUGUGUCAAAUGAAGGAGAAGAAAAUGAGAAUGGAGCAGGAAGGACAAGUGAAGUGAACCCUUCACUUUAUUAUGGACACCACAUCAUAAGGCUUUAGUACCUGGGCCUGGCAGGGAAACUUUGGACCUUCUCAUCUCCCCAGAUAAAAAGAAAAAACAAUGUUAAUGUGUUCAUUUUUAUUUACUGAGUGUCAGGAAGCACAGAGGGCCGCUGGGGAGGAGUGUCGCUGAUUGGCUAGAGCAGUCAGCUGGCACUCAAAGCCAAUCAGUAGCUCCCCAUUCAUAAAAAAGUAAAACAUUUUUAUGAACUGGAAACUAGCGAUUGGCUUAGAGCAUCAACUGACUACUCUAGCCAAUCUGUAGCACCCAUGCCUGACGUCAGUCUGCACUUCCUGACACUCCAUUUCAGAAGCCGUAUACCACUGAGCGACCUGGAAAUCUGGAGCUGGAGGAAGCCUUUGGGGUUAAACCAUUUGCAAGCGGUUUAACCCCUUAAAGGAAAGAGAGCACCCAGGGGCUUCCAGGCAUUAUUGCAUUUUCAUUUAGAUUAAGUUGUUAUGGUGACCAGAAUACAAACGUAUUCCUGACACCAUAGUUGUGAAAACGCUAUUCACCCUGGCUUUAUGUGAUAAUGACUAUGCUCCUCCCCUUCAUGACAUUGUCGAAAAGGGACCAAGCAUGAAUGUCAUUACAAUUAUGCCCCCCCCCCCCGGACAAAUUCCUGCGGACGCCCAUGACAGUUAUAUUAUUAUGUUUAAGUGUGGGUGGUGUUAAGGAGGAUUUUGUCAUUAUUUCCGGUCUAGUGCAGACAAAUAGUGUAUCUUAACCCUUUCUUCACCACAAAUACGUCACGCACACUCUUGAAGUAGGGUGCGUUUGUGACUCCAGCCAUGAAAACUCCCUAGAUAAGCAUUGGCAGUACAUUGGGUCGUAUUGAAGAAAUCUGUGACAUUCAACAUUGCAACAGUCUUUUUGUGAAAUUUCUGCCUCAUUAGAUCUGCCCUGGUCAAAAGUUAGUGCUGUUAUUGUGAAGUGAAGUAUUCUAGGAGCAACAACCAUCCAGCCAUGAAGUGGUAUAGCAUGCAUACUUACAUAGCUCAAGUUGCAUUACUCACUUCAAAGUUCCAUACUGCUUCUGGAAUCAACCUCAGCACAAUGACUGUGCAUCAGGAGCUUCAUAAAAUUGGUUUUUAUCAACCCUAGUUACCACCUUUGGUAUGAAUUGAAUUUAAGAUUGUGAACUAGACCUUCUUGAACUACAUCAGUGACUGACGUCACAAAUGCACUUUUGGCUGAAAGGGCAUUGGGAAGUUCCACAGACACAAUUCAAAAUAUUGUUAAAAGUUUUCCCAGAAAAGUAACAGUUAUUAUAGAUGGUAUAUGUGCCCAUGAUUUUUGGAAUGGUGUGUCCAACAAGCUCAUAUAGAUGUGAUGGUCACAUAUUUUAGGCCCUGCAGUGGCAGUGUAAGUCAACAGUGAACUAAAAAGGUAUUAAGGGGUAUGUAUUCAUUGCUGGAUAAUACAAGAUGAGACUAUAUUACAUGUAUUUUUUCAAUAGUAUUCCAGUUUCCCUUUACAUAGACAAUGAUAUAUAAGGCACCCAGAACCAUUGUCAUUCCAUAGAUUAUGACAUUCAUUAAGUAGUUUAAUUGUGAAUAUUGGAUCCUGACUUUCAGCUUUAAAGGAACACUAUAGGGUCAGGAACACAAACAUGUGUUCCUGACCCUAUAGUGUUAAACCCACUAUUUAGGUGGCUUACCCUCUCCUUUACCCCCUUAACAGCAAAUAAAACUGAUCUGCCUCCUUAGUGACAUCAUCAGAAUUGCAUUGGAUUGGCUAAAAUCGGCAAGGAGGUGGGAUGGGGGUGAGGCCAAACACCAUUUUGGCCAAUUAACACCUCCUCAUAGAGAUGCAUUGAAUCAGUGCAUCUCUAUGAGGAAAAUUUAGCAACCCCGUGCAGAGCGGAAGACGCUGAAUUCAGCAACCCCAUGCAGAGUGGGAGCACUGCCCCAGGAAGCACCUCCAGUGGCCGUCUGAGGAGUGGUCACUUGGAGGUGUUCCUAGGGGGGAAAAAGCAAUGUUUGCAUGACAAUACCUUAACCCCUUCACGACCGCUGACGAUUCAGGAUUGUCAUCAGAAAAAUACCUCUGAGGACCGAUGACGGUCCUGAACCGUCAUAACGGUAAUACUUACCUGAUCACCACCGUUCCCCCGGCGGUGAUCGGCGGUGCUACCGGUGUGAAGGGAUUGCCAGAUGGCGAAUUAGGACCCCCGCGGCCAUGUGAUCGCUCUAACAUAGCAGUCACAUGGCCGCAAUAGGUGCCUGUGUAUCUGCCUGAACGGACAGCCAGUCUCCCUGCAUGUGUAAAAAAAAAAAAUUGUUAAUAAAUAAAAAUAUAAUUACAUAUGUGUGUGUGUAUGUAUGUAUGUAUGUAUAUAUAUAUAUAUAUAUAUAUAUAUAUAUCUAUAUAUGUGUAUAUAUCUAUAUAUAUAUGUAUGUAUGUAUAUAUAGUUAUAUAUAUAUGUGUAUAUAUCUAUAUAUAUAUAAUUAUAUAUAUAUUGUGUGUGUGUGUGUGUGUGUGUAUAUAUAUAUAUAUACUAUUGUAAAAUACAAAUAAUAAGUAAAUACAAAUAAAUUAAAACGUAAAAAUAAUUUUAAAAAUUUCAAAAAUUAUAAAUAUAUGUAAUUUUAUUCUAACUGUAUUUUGAUAUAAAUAUAUAUAUAUAUAUUUAUAUGUAUAUAUAUAUAUUUAUAUCAAAAUACACUUAGAAUUACAUCAUAUAUAUAUAUAUAUAUAUAUAUAUAUAUAUCUCCAUGUACAAAAUUACAUAAAUAAUUUCAGAAAUAUACACGUAGACUUCAAACAUAUAAAUAUGUAUAUAUAUUUAAAUUUUACGUGCAUAUUCAUGUAAUAUUUUUAUAUAAUUAACCCCUUCCCGACCAAAGAUGGAAAUUGCGUUAAGGACCCUUGACGUAAAAUUUCCAUCAUUUACUAAAGUUAACCCCAGAUCGCAGCGAUCCCUGCAGCAGUGAUCGCUCCGACAGGCUGUAAUAAAUUUUUAAAAAGUGUAAAAAACGUUUUAAAAAGUAAAAAAAAUACAGUAAAAAAUCCUCAUUACCACUACACUACCACUACAUAGUAGUGAAACAAUGAUCCCAUGCUAAGGUUCAAAAUAUGCCUUUUGAAUUACCCCGGGGUGUAUUCUUUAAUAAAUAGUAUGUGUUUGUGGGGAAGUUUGAAUAACCAGCCAGCUAAACUACUCCAAAAUGGAACAUGGACACAGGGUAAAACUUCAAAGGUAGAAAAAAAUUUGAAUGGCUGUGUCUCAAAUGUGCCCCAUCAACAUCCACAUAUACCUGGCAAAGGAACAUACGGGGGUAUUGCUGUACUCAGACAACAUAGCUGAGCAGCAUAUGAAGUAAUAUACAGUCGUAGCACGCAUAAGGUUUGCAGAAUAUACUGUGCAAACUCACUUUGUGUGUCAAAAAGGUAGAAAAAUGCUUAUUACCACUACACUUGGUACAAGCUAGUGAAAAAAUGAUCCCAUGCUAAGGUUCGAAAAAUGCCUUUUAAAAUACCCUGGGAUGUCUUCUUUAAGAAAUGGUAUGCCUUUAUGGUGUAGUUGGAUUAUAUAGCUUGCUCAAAUACUCUGAAAUGGGACAUGGACGCAUCAAAACCCUCCACUUGUCACGUCUCUUUUACAGCACUGUAACUUCACAAACUAGUAUCUAGGUCAAGCAUGUCAAACUCAAAGUCUGGCAAGGGCCAAAUAAACAAGGUCUAAGUUUCUGUGGCUGCAAAAAAAACAAACCAAAAUUUUCAUUGAAACAUAGGUUUAUUUUGAAAAGUACAAUAUAAAAAAAAAACAGCAUCGCACUUUACUAAACUACAGCACCACCCAUAUACUAAAUCCCAGUCCCCCCUCUAGUAAAUCCCAGCACCCCCCUCUAGCCAACAAGCAGACUCCACUCACAUUGCCGCUGCCAGUAAGCCCGGCUUCUGGUAUAUCCCAAAUGGUGCCGUCCACCAUGUGAAAAAGUGGAUCCUCCCGCCACUUCUUGACGCCCUGUGAAGAUGGAGCACGUCAACGUCACGUUCGAAUGUGACGUGUCGUUGCAUGCCUCCGUGCACCUCCAGGUGCUCCACUGUCCAGCCGCGACCAUUGCAACACUGACAGACACACUCACUCACAGUCACACACACACUCACUGACAGACACACUGACUCACACACUCACUGACACAGACACUUACUGACAGACACACACAUACUGACACACACACACUCACAGACACACACACACAGAUUGACACACACACACUCAGAGACACAUGCACUUACAAGCAGACACACAUACUCACUGACACACAGACAGACACACACAGACAUACUCACUGACAGACACACUCACUGAAACACAGACAGACACACACACUCACUCACUCACUGACACACUGACAGACACACACUUACACAUUCUUGCACACACUCACAUUAUUGUAAUUAUUCCUGGGGUCCAGUGGGGAUCUUCUGCCUGGAGAUCUCCUUCCUGCUCCUCACUGCUCCCUCACACGCAGUUUAGUGAUGCCGGGCACUGGAAUAUGAUGUAAUUUCCAGGCGUCGGGCAUCACUACAGACAGCGCACACAAGGGAGCAGUGAGGAGCAGGAACAGUGAACUCCCUCGCUGCAUCCACCGUCCUCUCCUCCCCGGCCGGGUAAAUUAUAGCAGAGUAGGCACCUGCAAUGUGGGAAAAGCAGGUGCCAUACUCUGCAUGGAACACCAGGCAAUUAGUCAUGUACUCGCGGCUCGCCGGGCCGCAAAGCUGUUCAUUGUAGGCUGCAUGCAGCCCGCGGGAUGUGAGUUUGACAUGCUUGAUCUAGGUCAUACAUUGGGCAUAUUGUUUUACUCAGAAGAUAUAACUGAGCAUAAUUUGGGGGUUUUAUGACAGUGGUAUAUAUGAAGUGUAAGAAAUACUCAUCAAAAAUGCAAGAUAUAUGUAAAAAUUCAAUUUUUUUCCCCCGUCACCACAAACAUUGCCAGAAAUUGGUUAACAAAUGGUGACAAGUUAAGGCACAAUAUACACCAUAAAGAUAACCUGGGUGUCUGCUUUAUCAAAUGAAAACCCUCUGUGGGGUUAUUUGAACAGUCACACUGCUAUAAUACCCUAAAAUGAGACAUAGGCCCGUCAGAUCCAUCUACGAAAAUUCUAACUAUAGAAUCUGAAAUGUAUUGAGAUGAUUGAUGUAGAAAAUAAUGCUGAUCAAUUAGAAGUAGAAUAAUUCCAUGAACAUUGUAAAUAAUUAUAAGAUUUAUUUAAAUGAUAUUACCACUCUACUAUGGAAACUUUUUUGACGUAUUUUUCUCUUCCCUCCCCUAUUUUGCUGCUAUGUUGUCUUUGUAUUGUAAAUUUGUAUGAUAUAUGUAUUUGUAUGAUAUAUGUACUUAAUAAGGAUAAAAAAAUAAUAAUAAAAUAAAGAUUAAAUAUUCAAAAAAAAAAAGAAUCUGAAAUAGCCUUGUAGCUAUACAGAAUAGUGCCAAAGGCAUACAAUGGGGGUAAUGUUUAUACUCAGCAGAUGUAGCUGAACACAAUGUGGGGUUCUGUGCAGGAAUAGCACACACCAGCUUUACGAAAUAAACAUUACAAAAACCUUGUGUAUAUGCCAAAAUAGAGAAAAACACAGUUUUACUCCAAUAUUUAGCAGAGAUUGGCAAUGAAAUGGUUACGUAAAAAGUGUCAUACUAACCUUAAGUAAAUAGCCUGUGAUGUCUACUUUAUAUAAAUAUAUACUUUUGUGUGGAAUUUUUUUUUCUGUGAUGGCUACUAAACCUACAAGACAAACAUACCAACUUCUAAAAUUGAUUUUAUAUUAACAUUUCAUUUUAGUCCUUGUAUUUAGUGAAUAAAAUAAGCUGAAAUCCCAUACAUAUUAUGUACUCUUUAAAUCAAGACCCAUAAAUUAUUUAUUCAAAAUUAUUAUUUUCAAUUACUUUUUCUAAGCUGGACAUAUAAUGCACAUGCGAUUAUUGCCCAAACUGUGAAAAAAAUAUAUUUUUGUGGUUUUUUUUUCCCAUUUUUUUUUUUUUAUAAUUAAUGAGAAUUUAUCUAUGUAUAUGUGACAUAAAAUUAAAGCCCUAUUUGCCCACUGAAAAACAGUAUAUAAUAUGUGUUGGUGCAAUAAAUGACAGAGAUGCAAAUUGCGUUUGAACCCAAACAGCAAAAAAUGCAAAAAUAGCUUGUGUUCUUAAGGGUAAGACAAGCUUUUGAAGCUGUGUCUUUAAGGGGUUAAGUAAUUUUAUUGACUGCAAUUUGAGGGACUUGUCUGACAACCCAUGCCGAAAGUCCAGAGAAUUUAAUUUGCUAGCACUGUAUCUAACCCUGUAACUUUCUAUGACACACUAAAACCUGUACAUGGGGGGUACUCUGGAGGCUUCGCUGAACACAAAUAUUAGUGUUUCAAAACCGUAAAACAUAUCACAGUGAUGAUAUUUUCAGUGAAAGUGAUGUUUUUUUGCAUUUUUCACACACAAACAGCAUUUUCACUGAUGAUAUAAUUGUUGUGAUACGUUUUACUGUUUUGAAACACUAAUAUUUGUUUUCAGCGAAGUCUCUGGAGUAUAACAGUGCCCCCCAUGUACAGGUUUUUAUAGUGUUUUUGAAAGUUACAGGGUCAAAUUUUUUCACAUUGAAAAUUGCCAGGUUAGUUAUCUUGCCUUUGAGAGUGUAUGGUAGCCCAGGAAUGAGAAUUACCCCCAUGAUGGCAUACCAUUUGCAAAAGAAGGCAACUACUAAAAAAGACUGGACAUACCCCAUAUUGAAAACCCUGGGUUGUCUGCUUUAAAAAAUAUGUACAUGUGAGGUGUGAUUCAGAGAUUUAUGACAGAUAACAGUGUUACAAUGUCACUAUUGAUACAUUUAAAAAUAUAUAUAUUUUGAAACAGCAAUAUACUACUUGUAUUUAUUGCCCUAUAGCGUGCAAAAAAAAAUGCAUAAAAGCACGUAAACACUCGGUGUUUUUAAACUCAGGACAACAAAAGAUUUUUCAAGUAAAAGAACAUGUUUUUAUUUCAAUUUUGCACCAUAUUUUAUUAUUUUAAAAAAAAGUUAAUUAUAUGACCAAAAAACAAUAGUGAUAUGUAAAGAAAGCCCUUCUUGUCCUUUAAAAAAACAAUAUAUAAUUUGUAUGAGAACAGUAAACGAGAGAGUAAAAUCACAGCUAAAGACAAACACCACAUUAAGAACCAGAGCAAAAACUGCUCUGGUUCUUAAUGUACAACAUGGCCAAAACAGCCUGGCCCUGAAGCGGUUAAGGCAAUGAUUAUACUCACCAGAGCAACUACAUCAUGCUCUAGUUGUUCUGGUGACUAUAGUGUCCGUUUAAUAAACAGACAGAAAAACGCCUGCAGUCAAUCUGAAAAUGUAUUUUACAAUCCACUUAAAAGCAAUGCAAAGAAGGAGCAGCAGACAAGCAGAAAUCAACUUAAAACAAGAGUGUGGUUCCAUCUUACACUGAUGUCCAUGACACCUUCCUCCUCUCUCACUUGCUGGCUCCGGUCCUGUUAGCAUCACAUUUAUCACAUUCAAUUCUUCUGUGAGUUAUGCAAAUGUUCAAAUUGACUGCUAUUGUUUUCUGUCCGUUUAUUAAAGUUGAAAGUGGAAGUCCGGAUCCACCAUUCUCAAGUGGUUGAUCCUCCCACAGUUUGAGUGGCAAUCAGCCAUUCAUCUUUUUUGAGUUGAUCUCCUAAGGCUUUAUAUUAAGGGGAAGAUUGACUUAAUUGUGUUUAAGUUAGUAUGCGCUAUGUAUGUGAUUCUUUUAUGCGACCGAUGGGGAAAAGUACAAAUACCUGUAUAAGUACUUAUGUUGAAGAGUAGACAAAAGCCAUGGAAGUAUAUUUUGCUCAACAUAUAUUUUAUUAUUGGUUUUCCAUUACUGUGGUUGGUGUUUGCACUAUUUAUGGUUGCUGCAUUAAAAGUAUUGAUUGCCCUAUUUCUUACACAUUAAUCUGGUUGUUUCAAGCAUUUAAUUGAGAAAUAAUUGUACAUGCAUUUUUUAGCUUAUUAACACUUUAUUUAGCACGUGUAUUAAAUAGCAUUUUCUCAAAUAACACAAGUGCAGUUUAUAAUUACCACCUAUGCAUGUCACCCGUUGUACACAUAUUAAAAUCCAAAAAGCUGCAAAACAUGUAUUUUCUUUUUACAAAGUAAUUCAGAUGAACUGCUAUAAAAUACUAAAAAUGCCUUAGAUAUAUGUUUGUUCUUCUUGGAAAAUGCUCUUAUAUAUGAUUAAUUACUAUCUUUAGCACUCUAUUCAGGUACUGUGCAUUUUUAUUUAUGCAAUGUAGUUGAUCAUGUAUUUUUCUAUUAAAUCUUAGAAUCCUCCAGGACUGCCCAGUAUUGCCGUUACUCGUCUGUUUUGCUUCCUGAAAAAGAGCCAACUAAUAAUUGACUGGCACAACUAUGGAUAUUCAAUUUUGAGUCUUACAAAUGGACCAGAGAGCCCAGUUGUGCACAUUGCAAAGUGGUUUGUAUACUUUGAGCUGUUAUUUCGAUACUGGAAAUUAUAUAGAAUUGUAAUGUUUUUUGUAUUUUUAUUCUUCUUGUUAGAUAGUAUUAUUAUUUUCGUGCUUCAUGCACAAAAAUGCCCCUAUGACUAUGUUUUUAUUGAAUCCGCCUUUAUUCGUUUAUUAAUGUUUGAAAUAAGUCGUAAUAUUAGUACAAUUAUUUUUUUUUUGGUACUGAACUAAUGUCCAGUGUUAUGUCCAACACUCUAAAAAAACAUCAUCGACUUUGUAAUUUAUGUUACAUGUUCAUGUGAUGAUAUACCCUGGCUCAGGUUACACCUACUAAUAGUGUACAGGUCACCACAGGGAUGUCGUGUUGUCCAUAUUGUAGAACAUUUACCACAUAACUUGAAAGAUAGACUGCUAACUAGAUACGUAUGCUUGUAGUUUUGGAUUGGAAAUGGUAAUCAUUAAACCUUUCUUUUCCAUGGAUUGGGUCAUCAUGUGUUUUAAUACUGUUUAUUACUAACCUGGGUAGUGCCUGGCACCUGUAGCAGUAGCCUCUGCUUCUGUUCUCUUCAUUUAAGAGAGUCCAGUUAGCUUUAAUGAGCUAAGCAGGUCUACCCAUGACAACAGUGAUUGUUGGCUCAGCCAUAGAGAGCAGUCCUGUAUUGUCCCGGCUUUACUCUGCAGUAACUUGCCGUUCUCCUGGAAACAGGGAAGACCAGAUUCAGCAUGGGCAUCUGGGGUACAAGGUAAGAUGUCAAACCAUAAAAAAUGUAUUUGCCUUUUUUGGGAUGGUGCCGGCUGUAGUGGUUAUGCUGCUUGGAGAGUUCCUUUAAAGCUAAAGUAUUUGCUAAAAUAUUUUAGGGAUUAACAGAAUUUCCCCUCUUUUACUCAUUAUAAAGAGAAAUAUGCACUUUUAUAAAAGUGCUAGGUAAUACAAAUCUAGAUGGAGUUUAUUAUUAUUAUUAUUAUUUUAUUAUUAUUUUAUUAUUUAUAUAGCGCUAACAAAUUCCGUAUCGCUGUACAAUGGGUGGACUAACAGACACAUAAUUGAGAUCAGACCACUGGACGUAUAGGAACAGAGGGGGUUGAGGGCCCUGCUCAAUGAGCUUACAUGCUAGAGGGAGUGGGGUAUAGUGACACAAAGGGUUAAAGUAGGGGAAUUAAAUAGUUUGUUAGUGAAGGGUUUAUUGAGUGCUUGGUAGGUCAUUUUUGACAGUUGCAGGAAAGGAGUCAUGGGGUGGGGGAUGAGAAACCUGCUGACAGUUUAAUUGAUACACUUUAAUGAAGAAGUUAGUUUUCAAAGAUUUUUUGAAGGAGUGGAGGCUGGGUGAAAGUCUGAUUGAGGCGGGAAGGGAGUUCCACAGAAUAGGUGCAGCCCUGGAGAAGUCUUGAAGGCGAGCAUCAGAGGUGGGGAUCCGGGCAGAGGAUAGGCGUAGGUCUUGGGCUGAGCGCAGGGGUCUCGACGGGACAUACUUGUGUAUGAGGGAGGAUAGGUAUGUUGGAGCAGCAUUAUAUAGGGAUUUGUAAGCAAGCGCCAGAAUUUUGAAUUGGGCCCUAUAUCUAACUGGAAGCCAAUGCAGGGACUGACAGAGCGUGGAGGCGUGGGAGGAGCGACCGGACAGGAAAAUAAGCCUUGCAGCCGCAUUCAUUAUAGAUUGCAGCGGUGCAAGCUGGGAACAUGUAAGACCGGUGAGAAGGGGAUUGCAAUAGUCAAGGUGAGAGAACAACAGCAUGAACCAGUACCUUAGCUGUGUCCGGUGUUAGAUAUGGGCAGAUGCGCGCUAUGUUCUUGAGUUGGAAGCGACAGGAUUUGGCUAUCGAUUGGACAUGAGGAGUAAAAGAGAGGUCAGAAUCAAAAGAACCCCUAGGCAGCAAGCCUGUGAGGUAGAGGUGAUAGUAGCGCCGUUGACUUGGAUGGAGACAGACACAGGAGUAGCAGCACUUGAGGGAGGAAAAACUAGAAGUUCUGUUUUGGACAGGUUGAGUUUAAGGAAGUGAGCAGCCAUCCAGUUGGAAAUAGCAGAAAGGCAGUCAGAAACACGAGUCAAGGUGGGCGGAGAGAGAUCAGGGGAGGACAGGUAGAUUUGCGUGUCAUCUGCAUAUAAAUGAUAUUGGAAGCCAAAGGAGCUGAUGAGUUUACCAAGGGAAGCAGUAUAGAUACUGAACAGUAGGGGGGCGAGGACAGAACCUUGGGGGACGCCGACAGAGAGGGGUAGGGGAGAAGAGGCAGAGCCAGAGAAAGAAACAUUACAGUAUAAAAUCAAUGCUUUUAUUUGUAACUUAGGAGUGUUUCUAUAAUACAUGCCUUGAUUACAUUCCUACUGAUAACAUUUAUUGACUCCUUUUAUCUGUUCGAAUUUAUUACCGUUAAAGGCUUAUCAAGAGGCAAUAAAUAUUGCUUCAAAUAAUAUUGAUUUUGGAAAACUAUUGAAAAUAAAUAUUAUACUUAGCCUUGAAAAUAUUAGAUUUUGGGUGCAUGGUCUGACUGCAGACCUGAAUGGCUGCAUAGUCUAAGAGUUCCUGCAAAAUUUCAUAAGAAACAGCACUAGCCAUAAGCAUACGGUGAUCAAGCCGCAAGCCACAAAAGAAAAACACAGCUAACAGACACACUAUGGCAGAGAUGUUUGCCGUCUUGUGUGCCUCACAGGCCUCCUAACAUGAUGGCCGAUUUGAGCCUGCAUGGCUCAUCAUCCAGCAAAGUGGAAUCGUCAGAGACUCAUAGAGGAGAGACAAGCCAGAUUCUCCAUCAGUUGACUGAAGUCAAUUGAGUCACCAUAGUCCGCUUCCAUUAUUACAUCACCAAGGAGGCUAUAAUGAAGUACGGCUGGGAAGGUUACAUCCGAUACCAAGGUAAACAAAUUUUUAUUUUCCAAGAACUCUCGCCCACGACUCUGCAACAUCUCAGGGCUCAUUCCGUUUCACACGAGGCCAACCAUUCAAAAUAGCAGCUUUCAAAGAUGGCUCAUCCUGGGAGACAAUCCUUGCAACAUUCUUGAGGGCCUUAGAGUAGCGAUCAUGGAGGGCCUCAAUCUACCGUGUCAAGAGGCAUCAAUGCUAUCAUUCCUCCCUUGUUAUGAGGUCAGAAACGGAUUUGCAAGCCCGACAUGAAGUGACAUUUUCUGACACCACAAGGAUCAUUCCAGAGGUUCUGUAACCGACUCAAUGGACAAUUGUGCUCGCACUGGGAAUCAAGAAAGGUUCACUUACCCUUCCAGAUUACUGUACCCACUCUGGUUUAACUUCUCACCCCACAGGCCUGAAUGGUCCAGUGUUUGGUACCAUGGGCUGUGGUGGUGUGACUUGGCGGACCAGCGAACUACCCAGCACUUCACACUGAUAGCUUGAGGACUCUGGGUUAACCAAAACCCAACAUUGGCCACAAGAAGUCAGAUUUAGAUUUUUUGAUUUAAGUUAACAGUAUACAGUUGCCGCGGUAAUCUCAUAAUCCGAACUGAAUUAAGUACUGCCUCCUGAACUCCUGAUCGGGAGGCGAAUGCUAUUCAGCAUUUUGAUAAGUAGAGGACACUCGCAGUGCCCCUCUAUUUAUAAUAAAAUAACGCCUAGUGUAAUUUCCUAUAUGGGAAGUGCCACAUCAUCCCUGUGACCCCAUUCAAGCACUUUUUGGGGUUGCAGGGGUGCCAUAACGUUUUAGCGCCAUGUGUAAUUGCCCUGGCAUGGUUUCCUCUUUGGUUUGUUAUACGGACUCUUCUAACUUCUGUAAUCCUGACUUGACUAGUUAUAUUGUAUUUACAUAUUUCUGGUACAGUGAAAAUUAGAAGUGUAUACAAUAUAAACAAUGGGAAUAAGUGUGGUAGCUAAAGUGCUACAAACCAGUGGGAAACCCCUCACACCACUCAAUAUAACAUAAAUAAAUACAUACAAUAGAUGGUAAAUCACACUUCUGGAUAUGUCUGUAAAAUAUAUAUAUAACACACACAAUAGUGUAAUACAGUUUGUAUGACUAGGCAGUGUAGAGUUUUCAAAUGAGGUACUCACAAGCGUGGAGCCAAUAAUAUGUGGCUCUCACUGUUGUCGCCUUGGGACGUUUUUAGAAGGAUGUCCCUCUCCUAACUGGAUCACUGGUCUCACUUGGUUUUCAGAGGGUUCCAAGAUGAAUGGGUGUUCCCAGCGUUUCCCAGAAAAAUAAAGCCUUUCAAUAGGGAGUGUUUUGUGUGGCAUAAAUAGCCAACAAAUUUAUUCAGAAAAAUACUGAUAAAAAUACAAUAUAAAAUGGUAAAAACGCUAAAUUAAAAAAACAACACAUAAAUUAAUAUAAAGAACUUAUAGCUAUAACUGCUAUAUAGGAGUUCAACCAAAUGGUUAAUGGGUAUUCCGAAACGCGUUUCGCCCCUGUCUGGUGAUUUUUCAAUCGGUAAAGUCCGUUCGCCUCUCUGCCGGCUUUUUUUCAAAUUUUUUCAAAUUUCAUCCUUUUGCUUCCGGGUUCCGGCCGAUUCCGUUGUGGAACGCACUAUGCGUUCCAAAUCACUUCCGGGUUAGGGAUUUCUUUCGUUUGGAACGCAACAUUGCGUUCCACUCCGUCCUCUGUGUUCCUUCCUGGUUUUGGGUGCUGAUUAUUCACAACGCCUCAUGCGUUUCACCACAUGAGGAUCAGUCCCUUUUUGUAAUACAAAGAAAACAGUCUCUCCAUGAUAUCAAAUAUAUAAACAAUUCAUUUUUGCAAUGCAUCCCCAAGGAAUAGUGCACUCUUUUUCUGUUCCAUUAGAGUAUAAAAAAAGUGAUUAAAUAAUUACAAUAAUAAAUAACCAAUGAAAUAUGUAAAAUAGGUAUAUUAAUACGAUGUAACUAAUAGAUAAAUACAAUUAAUAUGAGGAUUUGGAUAUCUCUAGUUAUAUAACAGUCUUUGAUGGUAAAUGCUUCUCAAAUCAUCCAUUUAUUAAGAAAAGCAAUAAAAUCAACUUACUAAUAUUCAUUUAAAGAGACUUUGAUUCUCAACCCUUACAAUAUGGAAGAACUCAUAAAAGCAUGCAGUAAAAAACACAUUUUCAUGCAUCUAAAAAAAGUGACACACCUCAAAGUCUGAAUUUAAUCCGUGGGGUGCAAGAGUGUUAAAAUUAUAUGUAAAUGUCAUCUCUUCUAUCCCUAUUUUUUGAUUAAAAUCGCCCCCUCUCCAAUCUCUUUUGACUAUUUUCAGCGGACAGAAGAACAAAUUAUUAGGGUUUUGAUUAUGAUGUCUCUUAAAGUGAUUAGAUACACUGUGUGUUUCUACUCCGUUUUUUAUAUUUCGUUUGUGUUCUGAAAUUCUUGUGUGCAGGCAUCUUAUAGUUCUCACUAUGUAUAAUAAGUUGCAGGGACAUUUUAAUACAUAGAUCACUCCCUUUGAGAAACAAGUUAAUUGAUCCCUAAUAUUAAAAUCCUUAUUAAUGUGCUCUUUUAAGUUGAUUAAGUGUCUUUUUGUACUUUUAGUGCUCCUGCAUGCCAAACAUGCUCCGCAUCCAUAAAAACCUUUAUUUUGGUCUAAAAAGUGUGUACUCGUGGUUAGACCUUCACUGCCGCGGACCAAGGUUCUUUUGAAAUUUCAAAAGAACCUUGGACCUUCACUGCUGCGGACCAAGGUUCUUUUGAAAUUUCAAAAGAACCUUGGUCCGCAGCAGUGAAGGUCUAACCACGAGUACACACUUUUUAAGGGCUCCUAAUAAUUAGUUUCUGUAUAUUUAUUCCUGACCUAUACAUGUACGUAUAUAGUUAACUUGGGUUUUUUAUGUUUCUAACUAUGCUACGAAUAGGGCAGAAAAUGUGUGUGGGGACUGAGGGUACUGUUUAUGUAGCCAUGAGCACCACCUCACAUUUAGAGUGGCAUGCUGUAGGGGGAAUAUAUGAAAUGCUUCCAAAUCAGUGAUUUAAUGUUCCCCAUUUGUGAACAGGACUCUAAAGCACAAAACAUAUACAUUAUGACAGCUAACUGCAAUUGAGGCACUCAGGAUGCCACAACAAUACAUUCAUACGAGAUACUAGACCAAAUUCUUAUUAGAUUUCUUCCUGCGAUCUUACGAAUCAGACUACCUCACAUUAUAUAAAGCCCUAUAGUAGGCACCCCUUAGUGCUCAUUAUCUGUGACAGUAGAUAACAACACUGAGUUCAUAAAAUCAGAAGUGUUCCACACAACCCACAGAUGACCUGGAAGGGAGAACACCAAAACACGUGACAGUGGUUGAAGUUACUACUAUGGAACCAGCAAUGGUCUCUAGGUACCAUUGUCCUGCAAACCUAUAGGUGCAAUGCCAGUUCAAAAAUAUAGAUAUCUGCCAAGGUUACUUGUGUUUUUAAAUGUUCGUUCACCAAAUUUACAUCACACCUUGACAACUAGUGUAGAUGGGCAAGUGGCUAUCCCUUCUCUACUCAGUGGAUUCUAGUUAUGCAGUGAGAGGAGGACAUGCCACUCUGGCAAUGUGUAAGACCAGAUUGUACUAUUCAGAUAAUGUUUUAGUUUUUUUUUUUUUUUUUUUUUUGAUUGUAAUGCCAAGGGGAAAGGGCAGACUCACACACCAAACUGUCCCACUCCAAGAGAUAUGUGAACUCAUAAUAAGUGAAGUGCUAGAAUACAACCAUGAGACCUAUAGAUCAUAGACCUACCUAUAGCACAAUGUACCUAUGUCAUUCUAAAUGGCCCUAAAUGUUAUCCCAUUAAAUGUUAAGUGGCUCAAAACCCCAAACAAAAGAAAACAUCUGCUUAGAGAGCUUAAAAAUUAAAAAUUCAAGAGAUGCACCUGCCCAGGCACUGCACCACGGUACAGGAGUUGCUAUCCUUAUACACAAACUCUUCCCACUGCAGAUCAGAAAUGGUCAGACUAACCAAGCUGGUAGAUACAAACUCAUCAUCGGUACACUUUAUAACACAACGUACCUCUUUCUUAAUGUUUAUCCCUCAAACAACCCUGACCAAGGAUACUGGGAUUCCCUGGAGACAAUACUCCACACACUAUACACUAUCAAAUGGAGUAGUACUGGUGGGGAGCAAUUUCAAUGAUGUUCCAUAUUCAGCAGUUGACAGGAGUUCCCGACCAGGGAUGAUGUGGUCGCAUGGGAUGGGAAGACAAGACACGCUUGUAUAUUGAUUUAUCCGAUGUACAGGCGUUCUGAAUGCAUGGCGAUUCCAACAUGCUGAUACCCUUGAUUACUCAUUCUACUCUGCACCACACUCCACAUAUUAAAUAAUGUAAUGAUAUGUAUUUGCAAAUGUGUUUUUUGUUUCUUUUUAUUUUAUUUUUUUAAUACCAUUUUAUUUGUCACAGGUAUGAGCACAUUUUUGGAAGAUUUUCAAAGUAUAAUUUUUGUGUGACAAAUGCAAUGAAGGAGGACUUGCUGGUCAACUGGAGAAUUAAGUAAGAAAGUCACAAGUUAAAUUUUUAUGGUUUGAGUAUAAAAUAAAUACAUUUUCUUGAUAACAAAAAACAAUUAAAGAGAUUUGUAUCUAGCAAGAAUUGUCCAUAAUGUGCUAUAGCAGGAGUGUAAUAAUGGAUUCCUGCCUUACUAACUGUCAGGUAACCUUCUAUAGAAAAAAAGAGAUUUAUUGCAAUAUUAAAGGAACAAUAUAUGCACCACAACAACAUUUAGCUUAAUUAAGCAGGUUUGGUGUAUAGAUCAUGCCCUGCUGUCUCACUACUCAAUUAUCUGCCAUUUAGGAACGGCUAGGGCUUAUUUUCAGCAUAACCCAAAAAAUAAGCUAGGACUUAUUUUCGUGGGAUGUCUUUUUGUCGGGGUAACACUGUAUACGUAAACAUUAUAUUAGAAAUAAUGGGGAAUUACAGCUUCCCUUUAAGAUAUAGUGAUUUUUGUGCUUGGAGUUUCCUUUUAGACAUAUCAGAUUGCCAAAUGAAUUCAUGUAUGUCAUGGCAUAUGAGGAAACUCUAUGCAAAAACAUGCUUUCAUUUAAAAACUCGCAAACACAGCUCACAAAUAAUACCCUGCAGGGAUGGGUAAGUGGUAGAUCUCCAGCUGGCAUAGCAUUGUGAGAGUUGUACGAUGGCUGGGGAUCUACCAUUUGGCCACCCUUGUGCUAGAGAGGGGCCCAAAGCAAUUGAUAUUAAUUCUGCCACUGGUCAGACCAACACUUUGAACUUUCACUAUAGCAAACAUUUUUUUUUCCAGUUUUUAAAUGAUAUAGGAUACACCUAUACCUACAGUUGCGCGGUAAAGUGAAAUAAACAAUAAAAAAGGGGUAACUUAUCCCGUGUGCAUAUGAGUAUGUACAGAAGAUGAUAUCCUUCACAUACAAAGAAAAAAACAGUAUACAGUGCAAAUGGCAAUGAACAACAUUGGUGUAUUUUUCUUUAAAAUUAGUUCACUCACAUGUAAUGGAGCCUAUAUAUAUUGGGCUGGUAUGCUCUUAGGGCAGCAUCACACCACUUCCUUAUAAGGAUAUUACCUCCGGUGGAGAGAAAAAAAGCAUCCAAUGGGUAGUAUAGCUAAUAAAAAAACUCUAAAAUAUGACUAUUUUGCUCACCUUUUUAAAGAGCCUUAAAAUCCCGGCUCUAAGGUAUACAGGUAUGAUGCCAUUAUAGAGGGGGUGACACUUCCCCAAUAAAGACUCACAAGGCUUCAAAAGGACUCUUACAAAUACUAGUAUAUUUAUUAACAAAAAUAUAUAUAUGUAUAUAUAAAAAAAAAAGUAUAAAAACAUAAAUUACUGUCUACAAAUGUAUAAAAUAGGUCCUUGUAGCAGCCAAAACAGGUUUCACUCCUUUCCUGAGCUUCUUCAGUCAGCUGUGAAUCAGUCUCAGAGAAUCUUCCUUAUUAUGUGUGUUAUGGAACUUCCUCUUGGGUCCCAUGUGGAGUUGAACCGACCAAUCAAAAUGAAUUUUGGCUCCCAGCCCAUUUAAUUAUGUAUGUUCCGUGGUUGACGGAAGUGGCACCGCGGAAUCUUUUUUUCAGUAGUAACACUGCUGAAAGUACUGCAGAUGAGUGGAUCAAGAAACAGUGAUCACCAUUUUCUUAUUCUGGCCAAGCAUCGCCCAAAUAUAAAAUGAAUCUAUUUAUAUUUUUGUAAUUGUAGGUGUUUCUAAAACAGCUUGCAAAAACUGCAGAUUACCUUAUCUGAAGCUUUAGCAAGCUCUCCACUUUGAACCCAGCCCACAUUUUCUGUGACUGUCCAAUUACAAACCUCAGAAUGCAGCUCAAUGAGAAAGCGUUGCAAGGCAGGUGCAAUUGCCUGCUUCUUGAGUUUAGCUCCACUGAGCUAAACUACUAAGAAAUAACUGGGUCAGUUGUCUGAUUGACAGUCAGGGGGUUAACUUUUAAAAAGCAAGCAGUGAUGGAAUAUAAAAAAUAAACAAACAAUACAGUACUAUCACCACAAAUACGUGAAGAAUAGUAUUCAAUAUACUUAUCUAAACAAGUCAAGUAGGCAGCCUCCCUAAGAUCACCUCCCAGGUGGUGAUCCUAUUAGACCAGAAUAUAAGCAACAAACAUAUGGGAAACAGCUGUGAUUCUAAAAAAGAACAUAAACUUAACAUAGUGUUAUUAAGUUUAAACAAUGAAAUGUGCUCUGUAAAUGGUUGCACUCAUAAGAUGUAGACGUAUAAAACACUCAAUGGGUGCUUCACCUGAUGUAGUGGAGGGCUCUGAAUCCCUUCUCCUUAGUCUGCAAAUGUAGCAGGAGAACAGGACUCCAGAUGAGAAUGUAUAGAAAAAUGGCUAUUUCAUUGUAUAAAAAUGGUGAAAAAACACCAGAAUAAAUGCUAUUACAACAGCAAUUACUAUUGAAUCACAGCCGUUUCCCAUAUGUUUGUUGCUUAUAUAGUGAUGGAAUAUGUCCUGUAACGCCAUACUUUUGUGCUUAGAAAUAUGCACAGAAGUGACAUUAGCCAGCUUGGAUUUCUUGUCCUGUAUGCAAAAUGGGUAAACUCUGUAUGUGCUGCUUUUCUUAGCAAAAUACACACAUAGAGACUCCAAGCACCAUGACCACUUCAAAAUACUGAAUUUGUCAUGGUGCUUUGAGUAAUCCUAUAAGUGCAUCGCCUCGGUUUAUAAUUUUAAAUGAUUAUUCAAAAAAAUAUAGUUGAAUUUGUCAGGAACUGACUUAUUUUACACCACAGCUAUUCAUACUGAUUACAUUAUUCAAGCUUUACCCAGAUAUUAUCUUUUAAUAUUAAUAAAUCUCCCUCUGCAAAUUUUAGUUGAUAGGUUUAAAAUAUUCAGGGUUUAACAAAUAAACAAUAUAAAUAAAUAUAUAAUAUGUAUCCUAAACUUGGAGAUGGUAUUAACUUUCUAUAAGCACCACUGUAGUUUUUGCACAUGCACCCUAAAUCUCUAUGAGAAUCAUUAGAAUCCCUACAAAAUCAGCAGUACCAGAGGUAGAGAAGAGGUUCGUCGAGGAGACCCUUUUGCCACUGGAUUAGAACUGCUUUAUUUUUAGUCCAGUGAGUGGUGGGGAGCGUGAGUAAGUAUACUAAAGGGUCCAUCAAACACUCCAUUAUAAAUAAAUGUACUUGUGUAAAGUGCUGGAGUGUUCUUUUAAAAUGGCAUUAGCUUGAACUCAGGAGUUACAUAGUUACAUAGCUGAAAAAAGAUUUGCAUCCAUCAAGUUCAGCCUUCCUCACAUAUGUUUUUGCUGUUGAUCCAAAAGAAGGCAAAAAACCUAGUCUUAAGCGCUUCCAAUUUUGCAACAAACUAGGGAAAAAUUCCUUCUUGGCCCCAAAAUAGCAGUCAGAUGUCUCCUUGGAUCAAGCAGCUAAUUAGAAAUUAUAUCCCUGUAUGUUAUGUUUUUGCAAGUAUUUAUCCAAUUGCAGUUUAAACAUCUUUAUGGACUCUGAUAAAACCACCUCUUCGGGCAGAGAAUUCCAUAUACUUAUUGCUCUUACUGUAAAAAAAAAAAAACCUUUUCUUUAGCUUAGAUGAAAUCUCCUUUCUUCCAGCCUAAAUGUGUGACCUCGUGCCCUAUGUAUAGCCCUGUUUAUGAAUAGAUUUCCAGAUAAUGGUUUGUACUGGCCCCGAAUAUAUUUGUAUAUUGUGAUCAUAUCCCCUCUGAGGCGCCGUUUUUCCAAACUAAAGAGUUUUAAAAUUUUUAACCUUUCUUCGUAACUAAAAUGCUCCAUUCCUUUUAUCAAUUUUGUAGCUUGUCUCUAAUUUUGUAGCACUUUUUCUAGUGCCAUGAUAUCCUUCUUUAGAACAGGUGCCCAAAAUUUAAGGUGUGGUCUUACCAGCGAUUUAUAAAGAAGCAAAAUUAUAUUUUCAUCCCGAGAAUUUAUGCCCCUAUUUAUACAUGACAAAACCUUACUGGCCUUUGCAACUGCAGAUUUACAUUGCAUAUUGCUGCCUAAUUUGUUGUCUAUAUCAAUUCCCAAAUCCUUCUCCCUCAUUCACUACCAUUUACGGUGUAAGUUGCUUGUGCAUUCUUGACCCCAAAGCGCAUAACUUUGCAUUUCUGUACGUUAAAUUUCAUCUGCCAUUUUAGUGCCCAGUCCCCCAAUCUAUCCAAAUCCCUCUGCAGCAAAGCAAUAUCCUGCUCACAUGUUAUUACUUUACAAAGUUUUGUGUCAUCUGCAAACACUGAAAUAUGGCUUUCAAUGCCUAGUUCAAGAUCAUUUAAAUAUGUUAAAUAGAAGUGGUCCCAAAACAGAACCCUGAGGGACACCACUUACCACUUUUGUCCAGCCUGACAAUGGCAACUCGUACUCAAUUCUGAAGCCAAUGUUCUACCCAAGAACAAAAAUAAUCAUCUAGACCAGUGGUUCUCAACCUUUUUUCACUUGAGUACCCCUUGGCAGCCCAUUUCCAUAAAUUGUACCCCUCACAUUAGCAAAAUGUUGUAAUUAAUAAAGUUGCUUUAUUUCAAAGUUAUACAUUUUUCUCUUUUCAAUCACCCCCUUUUCUCUGCCCUAGGCUCCCCCCUGCUUUUCCUCCGCCCCAUGCUCUCCCUGCUUCUCCUCCGCCCCAUGCUCUCCCUGCUUCUUCUUCGUCUCACACUCUCCCAGCUUCUUCUCAGCCUUAGACACACAAACUGUCACACAUGCAGACACACAAAAACCAACACUGACACACAUAUAGAUACAGAUACACAGACACACCCGCAGAUAGGCACACUGAAACACAUACAGAUGCACAGACACACAGAUACAAUGAUACACAAACAUACAGAUACAAACACUGACACACAUACACACACACAGAUUGACACACAUAUACAUAUCCUGACACAUAAGCAGAUACAGUGAAACACAGAUGUAUACACUAACACACAUGCAGAUACAUAUCCUGAGACACACAUAUGCAUACACUGACACCCAUACAGACAAAGAUACCCACACUGACAUACAUAUACAAACACUGACACACAGAUACAGUGACAUACAUGCAGAUACAGGCACUGACACACAUGCAGAUACAGACACUGACACAGAUAUAGGCACUGACACACAUGCAGAUACAUACAGGGCCGGACUGGGGAUUCCAAAGCAGCCCUGGAAAAAAAAUCUAUGCCAGCCCCAUAAGUCAUUGCGCCAUAUAUGUACAGCGCUACGGAAUUUGUUGGCGCUAUAUAAAUAAUAAAAUAAUAAUAAUAAAAUAAUAUAUUGUCGCAUGUAAUAUGCAAUGCUAUGUCUUGCCACCCUAGAUGAUUGAGAUAUAUAUAUAUAAUUUCUUUUUCCAAUAUAAAAUAUUGGUCCUUUCAGAGUAAAAUUUUUAAUUAUACAGUAAGCAUACUCACAUACAGAUACAGACAAUCUUACUGACACAAGCUGAUUGAUACACAGCCUCAUAGACAGACAAUCUCACUGAUAUACAUAAGGUCAUUGACAUGAAAACACAAGCUCACUCAGUAGCAGGCACACACACACACACACAAGCAAGCCCACUCACUAGCAGGUGCGCACACACACACAGCUUAAUGUAGUGGCUCUGGUGUCUAUAGCCUGUCCCUGCAGGCUUUUCAAUGUAAACACUGACUUUUUAGAGAAAAGGCAGUGUUUACAUUGCUUCCUAGUGACAGACACUCAGACGGUCACUAGAGGUGCUUCCUGUGUCAGUGCGGAUUGGCUGAGAUCAUCAAGCUUGAUGAUCUCAGCCGUAGAGGCAGGGCCAGUAGAGGGGAGACCAGCACGACGUGGGGGGGGAAAAGUGAGUAAACACACACCAUGACAGACACACACCAUGACACAGACAGACCGUGACACAGACACACACACACCGUGACACAGACAAACAGACACAACAUGACAAACACACACACCAUGACACAGAGACACACACAUACCAUGACACACAUACCAUGACAGACACACACCUUAAAAAAGACAGACCGUGACACAGACACACACACACUGUGACACAGACACACAUUACAUGACACAGACACACACACCAUGACACACACACACCGUGACACAGACAGACACCAUGACAAACACACACACACCAUGAUGCAGACAGAUACACAUUACAUGACAGACACACACACACACAAUGACACAGACACACACCAUGACACAGACAGACGCACGCACCAUGACAGACAGAGACACACACCAUGACACAGACAAACACACACACACCAUGACACACACACACCAUGACACAGACAGACCCACACAAUGACACAGAUGAACACACCAUGACAGACACACACACGCACACACCAUGACACAGACAGACACACACACACACACCAUGACACAGACAGACACACACACACCAUGACACAGACAGACACACACCAUGACACAGAAAGACACACACAAUGACACAGACAGACAGACACACACACUAUUACACAGACAGACAUACACACACCAUGACACAGGCACACACACACACCAUGACACAGAUGCACACACCAUGACAGACAGACACACACACACCAUGACACAGACACACACAAUGACACACACACACACAUCGUGACACAGACAGACACACACACACACACACACACCAUGACACAGACAGACAUACACACACCAUGACACAGACAGACACAUACACACACCAUGACACAGACAGACACACACACCAUGACACAGACAGACACACACACCAUGACACAGACACACACACCAUGACACAGACAAAUACACCAUGACAGACAUACACACAAAUGACACACACACACAUACACUCACACUGACACACAUAAUUUCUACGUGUGCUGGUGGCUGCAUGGGGAGCUCUGAUGGUGGCCGCAGGGGGAGCUGUCUGUUCUGUCUCUGCUCCCCCGCCCCAGCGCGCCGCUUAAUGAGACCGGGGCCGGAAUUUGAAGUUAUAUUCCGGUCCCGGUCUCAUUAAGCGGCGCGCUGGGGAGGGGGAGCAGAGACAUAACAGCCAGCUGCCUGCCCGGCCCCAGGUUCCGACGGCCCACCGGGAAAUUUCCCGGUAUCCCGGUGGGCCAGUCCGGCCCUGGAUACAUACCCCGACACACAGAUACAGAUACAUACUCUGACACACAUGCAGAUACACACACAUAGAUACACUUAAGGAUACACACUCUGACACACAAACACAUAUACUGACACACAGAUAAUUACCCUGACACACUUAAGGAUACAUACCCUGACACACAUGCAGAUACACAGACACAUACCCUGACACACAUACAGACACAUAGAUAUACACUGACACACUUAAGUAUUCAUUCCCUGGCACACAUAUACACACCCUGACACUAAGACCCUGACACACACAUUCAGACGCAUACCCUGACACACACAUUCAGACGCAUACCCUGACACACACAUUCAGACGCAUACCCGGACACACACAUUCAGACGCAUACCCGGACACACACAUUCAGACGCAUACCCUGACACACACAUUCAGACGCAUACCCUGACACACACAUUCAGUCGCAUACCCUGACACACACAUUCAGUCGCAUACCCUGACACACACAUACAGAUGCAUACCCUGACACACAUAGAGAUACAUAUCCUGACACACAGAUAAACACACUGACAUUGAGAAACACACUCUGACACACAUGCAGAUACACACACACUCAAUUACAAACAUGCAGAUACACACAUACCCUGACACUAAGAUACAUACCCUGACAUAUAUGCAGAUACAGUGAAACACAGAUACAUCCACUGCCACACAUGCAGAUACACAGAUACAGUCACUGACACACACAAUGACACACAAAUGCAUAGAGCAACACACUGACACACUUGCAGUUACAGACAUCCAUGCAGAUACACAGACACAUGCAAAUACAGACACAUACACUGACACAGAUAUACACAUUGACAAACAUGCAGAUACACAGACACAUACACUGACACACUUAAGGAUUCAUACCCUGGCACAUAUGCAGAUACGGUGAAACACAGAUACGUACAGUGACACACAUGCAGAUACACAGAUACAGACACUGACACACACAAUGACACACAUACAGACAAAGAUACCCACAGUGACAGAUAUGGACACUGACGCACAGAUACAGUGAGACACACAUGCAGAUACAGACAUACUGUUACAUACCCUGACCCACAGAUACACCUACUAAUACAUACCCUCACACAGAUACAUACACACACAGAUACACACCCUGACACAUAUGCAGAUACACAGACACAUAGAUACAUAAACUGACACAAAUAAAGACGCAUACCGAUACAUACCCUAACACACAUGCAGAUACAAAGAGACACAUGAAGAGACACACUGACAAACAUGCAGCUACACAGACACAUACAUAAAACACAUACACUGACACACAGAUACAUACCCUGACACAGAGAUACACACUGACACACAUGCAGAUACACAGAGACACACACUGACAAACAUGCAGAUAGACAGACACAUAGAUAUACAAACACACAGAUAAAGCACCGCGCUUACAGCAGCAGUGGCUAAGUAUCCAACAGCUUAAAAUACAUAGUAAAAACAAAGAGAACGUUACCUUCGCUCUGGCUUAAAUCCCCAUGUACAUUUAAACAACAUGUGGCAAACCUAGCCACUUGGACAAUACAAAGAGACUGGGCCUUUAAGGGUUGCCUGUAUGUCUAGAGAGAUAUGUGCUUCAUUCUGUAUGUGUAUGCUUUAUGUAUGUUCUGCAUUGCCUUUAACCGAAUGCAAAUGGCGGUUUUGUAUGGGGAUUUUCUUUCGUUUCACGAACGGCACUUUGGAGGGCCAUUCGUGAACCGAACGCAAUACCCCCUAAUAGCCCACACACUUAGAGGCGUGUGGCGCUAGUUAACCGAUUGCAACAAUGUUGCAAUCGGUUAUUAGAGGCUCUCCUGGGUGGCCGUCGUUCGACUACCGACCAUGCGGCGGUCGGCCAUCUUGGAUCCUUUGUUCCCUCAGCGGUGCUAGGUCGUCGAACGCAUGGUACUAAAAACGGCUACUCGACGGCACGAACACCGCUGAGCCUCCAGGACGUUCGGGAGUUUCGGGACAUUCGGUAUUUUGUUCCCUGCAAGCAAUCGGUUCUUUUUAUAUGUUUUAUCAGAAAUCUGUCUUUCGUGCGGCGUUCGGUUAUUUUAGCUGAGAUCUGAGCGGUAAUCUCACGAAUGAUGCGCUCAGACCCCAGCUAUCUACCGAACGUCCAUUCGUGUAAAUCCACCAUAUAUUCAACAAGUUAUGGAUUUUUGUGUGAAUUGUCGGUUCUGCUGCACGAGGGGAUAAUCCACUUAACGGUGCAUUCUGGGAAGAUGAUCCCUCUCGUGCAGCGGUGCCUGAUGGGAGAAAUAUGCUGUAAUGUUAGUCCCCUCUGGGAGUGCCCCUGGGGAGGGACUCAGGAAACCCCUUGCAUGGGGACUUGUAUAAAUUGUCCAGCCGAUUAAAAGGAUUUCAGUUGACUCUCAGAACUGUGUUUCGUCCGGCUACUGGGAGGUUGGGGAUAUUGCCUUGUUGUUUCAGCGCUUGACUGUGGAUUCGUUCCUGAACCAGCGGAAUUCGUGGAUUUAUUAUUGACGUUCCGCUACACAACAUUUUUGUUUAAAUGUACAUGGGGAUUUAGGCCAGAGCGCAGGUAACGUUCUCUUUGUUUUUACUAGACACAUAGAUAUACACAUACCCUGACACACAUACAGAUACACACACACUGACACAGAUAGACAUCCUGACACACAGAUACACACAUUGACACACAGAUACAUACCCUGAUACACAUGCAAAUACACAGACAUAUAGAUACAUAUCAUGAAACACAGAUACACACCCUGACACACAGAUACAUACUUGCAAAUACACCAGGGCUUGACAAAUUUGCUUGUAAUCUAGGAGCCAGCUAAAAAAGUUAGGGGCCAGUAUUUUUUUUAACUAACAAAGCUUAAUUUUCAGCGACAAAAAUAGAAUUCUUGAAGGGACACUAGAGUCACCAGAACCACUGCAGCUUAAUAUAGUGGUUCUGGUGUCUAUAGCUUGUCCCUUCAGGCGUUUUUUAAUGUAAAUACUGCCUUUUCAGAGAAAAGACGGUGUUUACAAUGCUGCUUAGUAAAACCUCUAGUGGUCAUCACUCAAACCACGCUCGGCAUGGAGGCGCUGAAUGUUCCCCAUAGUAAUGCAUUGAUUCAAUACAUCUCUUUGAGUAGAUGCAGAUUAGUGCAUGCACAAAAGCCUCCCAUUGCUUUCCUAUGGGAAAGCAUUGCUUGGCUGAGAUCAUCGAGAUUGAUUGAUUAUCUCAGCCAUGGAAGAGGAUUCAGCCACGGCGAGACCGUCACGGUGUGGGAAAACAGGUAAGUAAAAUCACCUUUCUCAGAGGGGAACCGGUCACCUAAACAGACACCCACUAAGAGACAGACACAGACUCACAGACAGACAUACACUUGCUCACAGACAGACACACACACACACACACAAAAUCUCAGACACACAAACACACACACACAUUCAGAAGUUGAAUUUUUUAAAAAACAUUUAUUGAAACCCACACUGCCUCCCUACCUUUUGGAGAGGUGGAGUGGAUAGGCUUUUCCUGGGGUCCAGUGGGGCUGCUGUUAUCUCCCUGCUCUGCUCUCUGUCGCGCCCUGUUAAGUUUAGUAUUCCAGGGGCCGGAAUUUGCAUCAUAUUCCGGCUCCCGGCAUCUUUGCAGGGCGUGCGAGGGAGCAGAGCAGGUAGAUGAGAGCUCACCUCCCCCCGGCUCUAUUCCAGACAGCGCCUGCCCUCCCUCAAGACGCACAUGCUCUCUCACACGGCUGGCCGGCCGCCUCCGCUCUGCCAGGUGGCUGGCUUGUCGGCCAUCUCUGCUCCCCCACGGUUGGCCACCUGCAUUCUCCCUUGCCUCUCCGCGCCAACAUAUACCAGGCACAGGACAAAAUUCCUAGUCGCCAUGGUGACCUGGCGCCUAGGAUUUGUCGAGCAGGGGAUUCACAUACACACACUGACACAUACAGUGACACACAGACACGUACACUGAAAUAGAUACACACAUGGACAUACGGACACAUUCAGUGACACACACUGACACAUACAGUGACACACAGAUAUAUACACUGACACAUGCAGUGAUAUUUACAGUGACACACAGACACACACAUGCAGAUAAACUGACACAUAACCACAACACACACAAACAUACAGAUACAAAAUCCUACCUUUUGGCUGACUGGGUCUGGUGGGAGUUGGCAUCCUGCUGCUCUCCCGGUCCACUCCGCCUGACCCGCCCCUUCCUCUCCCGCGCAGCUUGCUUUGUGUGCAAUCUGGGAGGAAGUAGUUGCAAGCUUUUAUUUCCUCCCAGCUCUGGCUGCAGGAAACACAGGGGUCCGGUUGCACUAUUAAUUCGCCGCAGCGCGCGACCGGACCCCUGAAGGCACAUGUGUAUUGGGUGGCCCAAAGUGCAUGGGCCACCCUAUACACUCAGGCAGCGGUUCCCUGCCCGUCCGGCAGCCGGUACCUCCGCCAUUACCCAAACAUUUUUUGCAUACCCCCAGUGGCACUGAAUUGUACCCUUUGGGGUACGUGUACCAUGGGUUGGGAACCACUGAGCUAGACCAAUUUCUUUUAGUUUGAAGACUAACCUAUUGUGAGGAACUGUAUCAAAUGCCUUGGCAAAAAAACAAGUAGAUCACAUCCACUGCAACACCCUGAUCUAUACUUCUACUCACUUCUUCAUAGAAUGCAAUUAGGUUAGUUCGACAUGACCUAUAUUUCAUAAAACCAUGCUGAUUAUUGCAAAUAACAAGGUUCUUCCCAAUCCUCCGGUACAAUACCUGAAACAAAACAGUGUAAUAUCUAUUAAUCCCAAGCAGACCUUGAAAUAUAUGUCCUGAUUUUAGUUUUGAUAUUCAUAUAAAGAAUAUUUGCAGUCCAAAUGGAAAUGUAAAAAGGUAGUUAAAAAAAACAUCAUCUUUGUUGUGGUCCAAAAAUACUAAGUAUAACAUGUGAUAAGUAGGAAAGAUAAAUUAAAAUAUUUACUGACCAAGGGUUUGGGGAAUUGAUGCUUUCUUAACAGUACAUUUUUUGGAAUUUUAUUGUUUUUACCGCCAUUAUGUAGUUCUCAUUUAGAGUGCAAUGAUUCUUGUGAAUGUCUGAAACUUGAAGAGGUUUUCUUGGAUUACGCACCUUGCAGAUGAUUUUUUGGUUUUAGUUCUGGUACUUGACUGCUGAAGUAGAUCUGCCUCUAAACUGAUCUUGAAGAAUAAACAACAAAUCUUACUUUUGUCAAACAACUUUGUUGACUAAUGUAACUACUAUUUUUUGUUACUUUUAUUUUUUUGCAGAGCUACAACACUUUAUGACAAGCCACCAUCUAUGUUUCAAGAGACUACACUGCAACUACAGCAUAAAUUAUUUAUGAAGCUUUCUGUGGAUUACCCUCAAUUUAAAGCUCAGUGAGUAAUGCCCACUUUCAGUACACCAACUUUAUUUUAGAACACACUGUUCAUUAAUAUAUUUCAUUUCAAUUUUCCGAAGUGAUCCUUAACAGCAAGUCUGCAGAUCAUAACCUAUUUAGUUAGCAUUACCAUUGUAUAAUUAGUUUAUCAUUAUGUAAAUUGGGAAGAAGAAAAAAGUAUUAAAAAGAUGUUCUUCUAAGGAUGUUACAUUACUAAUAUAAAAGUAAUAAAUUAUAAUACUGUGGCAAAAGUAACCUCGCCACUGGGUUUUGGAGAGGCCUGCUUGCCAGCUUCUUGCCCUGUGACUAUGGCCCCUGGGGUGUAUUGCCUUUUAAAAACACUCUUUGUGCAUAUUGGGACUUGGCACAAUGCCCCUUGGACUUUUAACUGGGACAGUUCAAACAUGUGGUGGCGGCCAUCUUAACCCCUUAAGGACAGAGAUUCAGAAGCUUGUCUUUCACUUAAUUACAACAGCAUUUUUUGCUGUUUGUGUUCAACUGCAACUUGCAUUUUACUAAUUUAUUGCACCAACACAUAUUAUAUAUCGUUUUUUAAAGGAUAGAAAGGGCUUUAAUUUGAUGUAACACAUAUAUAUAAAUGCUUAUUCAUUAUAAAAAAAAUACAGAAAUAUGCAAAAAGAAAAGAAAAUUUUUGUGUUUUUUUUACAGUUUUUGCAAUAAUAAUGUGUGCAUAAUUAGUGCAGGUUAAGGAAAGUAAUUAAAAAGAAAUUAAUUUAGUUGUUCUGAUUUACAGAAUAUAUAAUGUGUCUGGGAUUUUAAGGUUUUUUUUGGUAGUUACAGGUCACAAAGCACAAGGAGUAAAAUAAACUUUUAAUGUGGAGCGAUUUUAGAAUUUGGUAUGUUUGUCUUGUAAGCUUAAUAGCCAUAAAAGAAAACAAAAUUGCCACACAAAAGUAUAUAUUUAUAUAAAGUAGACAUCACAGGCUAUUUACCUAAGGUUGUUUCGACACUUUCUACGUAGCCAUUUCACCGCCAACCUCUGCUAAAUAUUGGAGUAAAGUUUUGUUUUUGGCACACAAACUUAUAACAAAGAACUUCUUGUGUGUAUUUUGUAAAGUUGGUGUGUGCUAUUCCUGUACAUAGUUUUAUUUUGUGUUCAGUUACAUCUGCUGAGUAAAAUUACACCCCCAUUGUAUGUCUUUGGCACUAUUUCGUGAAGCUACAGUGCCAUAUAGGAGACCUGUCCUUUUCAGUACUCACAGUAGAAUUUUGAGAGAAGGAUUUAAUGAGCCUAUGCUUCCAUUUGGGGUACUAUAACAGUGUGACUGUUCAAAAAAACCCCACAAGGCCUACCAUUUGUAAAGUAGACACUCCAGGCAAUCUCAUAAGGUGCAUAUUGUGCCUUAACAUGCCCACAUUUUUUCACCAAUAGAUGCCAAAGUAUGUGGUAAAAAAUAAUUUUGUGCGUUUUUUACAUAUAGAUUGCAUUUUUGCUGGGCAUUUUGUAUAUUUCACAUGUGCCACUAAGUUCAAACCCCCCAAAUUAUGUUCAGCUAAGUCUUCUAAGUAAAAUGACACUCCCAUUGUAUGUCUUUGGCACUAUUUUGUGAAGCUACAGUGCCAUAUAGGAGACCAAGCCAUAUCAGUUUUUACCGAACUUUGAAUUUUGACGCUGGGCCUAUGUGCAAUUAACAAGCAUCUUAGCAGGUUUUACAUUCAAACUACCCCACAAAGGCCUACCAUUUCUUAAAGUAGACACCCCAAGGUAUUUCAAAAGGUAUAUUCUAAACCUUAGUGUAGGAUAAUUUUUUUGUUAGUUUGUACCAAGUCUAGUUGCAAUUAGCAUUUUUUCUGCCUUUUUGACACACACUUGGAGAUGUUACUGUAUAUUUUGCUAUCCUUAUGUGUGCUACGGCAGUAUAACACCUAAUAUGUUGCUCAGCUAUGUCAUCUUAGUGCAACAAUAACCCCAUGUGUACCUUUUUCAGGGUUAUGUGGAUGUUGAAGGGGCACAUUGGAGACCAAGUCAUAUCAGUUUUUACCAAAUUUUGAAUUUUGACGCUGGGCCUAUGUGCAAUUUCCAAGCAUCUUAGCAGGUUUUAAAUUCAAACUACCCCACAAAGGCCUACCAUUUCUUAAAGUAGAUACCCCAGGGUAUUUCAAAAGGUAUAUUCUAAACCUUAGUGUAGGAUCAUUUUUUUUGUUAGUUUGUACCAAGUCUAGCUGCAAUUAGCAUUUUUUCUGCCUUUUUGACACACACUUGGAGAUGUUACUGUAUAUUUUGCUAUCCUUAUGUGUGCUACAGCAGUAUAACACCUAAUAUGUUGCUCAGCUAUGUCAUCUUAGUACAACGAUACCCCCAUGUGUACCUUUCUCAGGGUUAUGUGGAUGUUGAAGGGGCACAUUGGAGACACACCACUUCCAUAUUUUUCAAAAGUGGAUGCUGGGCCCUAGUCUCAUUUUAGCAGCUCAGGACUGCAAAUUACCUCUCAAAGGCCACAUAUAUUUUUACGCAUAAGCAGCUCAUCAAUUCAAAUUAUGAACAAGUGCAUACUAUUUGCUGUGAAAAGGGGGAAUAGUUGGGGUAAACUUAUCUGGGGGUAGUACCCAGUCAUAUGCAUCCUGGGCAAAGCUGUCAUGUAUUCUGAAACCAAAACACAGACAGACCACAAAGAGAGAGAACACACAGAGAGAAACAUGUAAUACCGGUCCUUAGAAUGGCCGGGCUAUACAAGCAGAGAAUUGUCAAGGGACAAGCCGAGGUCAAGGAUCAGAGAAGACAGGAUAAACGGGAGACAAAGCCAAGAUUCGGUAACCAAUCAGACAGAUGACUAAAUAUCACACCCCAAAACUGGUCUACUUAUUCGGCCUGGGUGUGAAAUUUUUUAAAACAGUGGCCAAUACAUAGGCCGGGCUAAGAGGGGCAAUCAGGGCAGUAAUAGCUAGUCUCAGCUCUUACGCCCCUCUUGUAACACACCCUGCACCUUUUCUGUGGGUUUUGUUUUUUAGGGGUUGGUGGAAUCUUAAAGCAGAAGUGACCUGCCUCCAUUCUUCUGCUAGGCUCCACUGAUGGUCUCCUUGUGUGGCACUCAAGUAGCCGAGAAAUGAGCUCAAACUGGAAUGAAAGAAAAGUGCUUUUCAGCCCAGCAUUUGCCUUUUUAAAAAUGACAAAGGCAUUGUGGAUUGCCAUCUGCAUCAGAUAUAUGACCACUUUUUUAUACCAUGCCCUGGUCUUUCGCAUGAUCAAAUACGGCUGCAUCAGUUGAUCGGACAGGUCAACACCCCCCAUAUGCCGAUUAUAUUGCCGUAUGCAGACUGGAACUUGUUUACAUUCCUCUCUUCCACGAACUGUGACCCUCCGAGUGUUUUCACUAAGGAUGCUGGUUAAGAUGAAAACAUCCUUUUUAUCUCUGUACUUGAGUGCCAGCAGUUCAUUCUGGCAGAGAGCUGCUGUUUCCCCCCUUUUAAUUUUUUUGUUCGCUAGAGCCUUUGGGAAACCUGUGCGACUCUUCCGAAUAGUGCCACAGGCCACGGUCUCGAAGCAGUACAACAUUUUUAACAUUGGGAUGCUAUUAUAAAAGUUAUUGAUGUAUAAAUGAUAACCUGUAGCGGAGCUGCAGUAUUAAAUCCCAAUAUCUUCGCUGGUACAGAAAGUAAUCCAAAGUAAAGCGCUGGAAAAGAAGGCAAUAUCCCAAAUCCCCCAGUAACCGGAUGAAACACAGUUCUGGGAGUCAACUGACAAUUUUAUUCACAGCUCCAGUAUUUAUGCAAUUCCCCAUGCAAGGGGUUUCCUUAAUCACUUUACAGGAGUAUUACAGUAGAGGACUACAUGGGGAACUUAAUAUACAGAGCAUUUCUCCCACCAUGCACUGCUGUACGUGAGGGAUACUCCCACUAGAAUAUCCUGUUAAGUGGAUUAUCCCUCCAUAAAGCAGAACCAGGUUUUAACAUAAAAAUGUAUAACUUUAACAUUAUUCGUGGGAUUAUAAUAAAUGACCGUUCGGUAGAUAGCUGGGGUCUGAGCGCACACUACGCGAAAGUAUCAGCUCAGAUCCCAGCAUGAAUAACCGAACGCCGCGCGAAACAUACUUUUAUAUCAAAUUCCCCUAAAAGUACUGUACAACUAUUGAGAACCCAAAUACCGAAAGACCGAAGCUUCCGAACGGCCUGGAAGUCCAGCGGUGUUCGCGCCGUCUAGUAGCCGAUUUUAGUUCCAGGUGCUCGACGACCAAACACCACUGGGCUAACAAAGGACCUGUUAGCCUAUGCAUGCUCCCUGUUCUAAAACAUAAAAAUACAUUUUUACACCAGGUUAACACAGCUUCUUCAGACAACCUUUAAAUGUUCUGCAAUAUGACCUAAAGUGGCUAGGUUUACCACAUAACCUUUAAUAAGUAGUGUCAUUAUUAAGUCCCAGACAAUUUUCUCACUUGUCCCUACUAUAUCUGAGAAACCUGGGGGAUCAAGGUGGCUAUCCCUUCCUUUGUAUACACGGAAGGUGUAUACAUAGCCACUGCCACUUUCACACAGUUUAUAAAAUUUGAUCCCAUAUCGGGAUAUUUUGGAUGGGAUAUAUUGUCUAAACCCCAGUCUUCCCUUAAACUUCAUGAGGGACUCGUCAAUGGAAAUGUUUUUAUUGGGGGUAUAUAUAGUGGCAAAUUUACUGUUAAAGUGGGCAAUUAAAGGGCGUAUUUUAUAAAGAUCAUACUGCGGAUCACCCUUUGGGGGGCACUUGUUAUUGUCACUAAAGUGCAUAAAUCGCAGUAUGUCUUCAUAUCUUUCCCUCGUCAUUGUCUCUGCAAAAAUGGGGGUAUUGCAAAUAGGAUCUUUUUACACUUUUGUGGUGUUUGUGUUUAGCUGUAAUUUUCCGCUCUCUCAUUUACCGUUCCCAUACAAAUUAUAUAUUGUUUUUUUUCCGGACAAAGGGGGCUUUCUUUACAUACCAUUAUUUAUAUAAUCUCAUGUAAUAUAAUUUUAAAAAAAAAAUGAAAAAAUAUGAUGAAAAAUUGAAAAUAAUACAUGUUUUUUGACUUUUACGUGAAAAAUCUUUUACUCAUCUACUAAAGCGAAUGAAAAAAACUGCUAAAUAGAUUCAAAAUUUUGUCCUGAGUUUAAAAAUACCCAGUGUUUACAUGCUUUUUUGCUAUUUUUUUGCAAGUUUUCAGGGCUAUAAGGAUAUUGCAGUUUCAAAACAUACAUUUUUUAAAUUUAUCAAUAGUGACAUUGUAACACUAUUAUCUGUCAUAAAUCUCUGAAUAACACCCCACAUGUACAUUUUUUUUUUAAAGUAGACAACCCAGGGUAUUCAAUAUGGGGUAUGUCCAGUCUUUUUUAGUAGCCACUUAGUCGAAAACACUGGCCAAAGUUAGCAUUCAUAUUUGUUUGUGUGUGAAAAAAGUAAAAAACUAAAUUGAACGCUAAUUUUGGCCAGUGUUUGUGACUAAGUGGUUACUAAAAAAGACUGGACAUACCCCAUUUGCAAUACCUUGGGUUGUCUUCUUUUGCAAAUGGUAUGCCAUCAUGGGGGUAAUUCUCAUUCCUGGGCUACCAUACACUCUCAAAGGCAACGUAACCAACCUGGCCAUUUUCAAUGUAAAAAUAUUUGACCCAUAUAUUUGACCCUGUAACUUUCAAAAACGCUAUAAAACCUGUACAUGGGGGGUACUGUUAUACUCAGGAGACUUUGCUGAACACAAAUAUUAGUGUUUCAAAACUGGAAAACGUAUCACAACAAUUAUAUCAUCAGUAAAAGUGCUGUUUGUGUGUGGAAAAAUGCAAAAAAAAGUCACUUUCACUGACAAUAUCAUCGCUGUCAUAUGUUUUACUGUUUUGAAUCACUAAUAUUUGUGUUCAGCGAAGUCUCCCAAGUAAAACAGUACCCCCCAUGUACAGGUUUUAAGGUGUCGUAGAACGUUACAGGGUAAAAUACAGUGCUAGCAAAUUAAAUUCUCUGGAUUUUCGGCCUGGAUUGGCAGGCAGGUCCCUCAAAUUGCAAUCAAUAAUAUUACUUAAUUAUGUAAAAAUAUUACAUAAAUAAGCACGUAGAAUUUAAAUAUAUAAGCAUAUUUAUAUAUUUGAAGUCUACUUGUAUAUUUAUGUAAUUUUGUAUAUGGACAUAUGUAUAUUUCGUAUUAUUUUUAUUUAUUUAUAUAUACAUAGAUAUAUAUAUACAAUUUCAUUCUAAGUGUAUUUUGAUAUAAAUAUAUAUUAAUAUCAAAAUACAGUUAGAAUAAAAUUUCAUAUAGAUAUAUAAUUUUUUAAAUUUUUUUUAUUAUAUUUAAAAUGUUUUAUUUAAUUUAAAUUACUUAUUUGUAUUUUAUAAUAAUAUUUAUAUACAAUAUAUAUAGUUAUUAUAUAUAUAUAUAUAUAUAUUAUAUAUAUAUACGUGUGUAAUUUAAUUAUACGUGUAUUUUUAUAUUAAUAUAUGUACAAUAUAUGACAUUAUAUAUAUGAUAUAUAGACAUAUAUUAUAUAAAUAUAAUAAAUGUCUAUAUAUCAUAUUUAUAUACACAUAUAUAAUUUUUUUUUAAAUUAACAUUAACUAGCAGGGAGACACUAGCAGGGAGACUGACUGUCAGCACAGGCAGUCCCCCUGCAGGCAGACACAUGGACACCUGUGGCCAUGUGAUCACUCUGUUGAGCAAUCACAUGGCCACAGGGGUCCUAAUCCGCCAUUGGGAGACUGUCUGGGCUGCAGGCAGUCUCCCCACACUGGGAGCGCCGCCGGGAGAACGACGGCGAUCGGGUGAGUAAAUAAGACCAUUAGGACGGUUCACGACCGUCAUCGGUCGGCAAUGCAAAAAUGCUGAUGACGGUCCUGAACCGUCCUCGGUCCUUAAGGGGUUAACUUUCCCUGGGGCUGCAUGUGCUUAACCACAUGUCAGGAUAGUGGCUGCACAAAAGUCUGGGUGUCAGAUAUACAUCCUUGACCACCAUCCCCAACACUCUGUCACAAUAUAUAUAUAUAUAUAUAACUUCCACAAGAAAAGGCUGCUCUCCGGACUUAAAAUCAAAGAUUUUAUUGAAAAUGUUUAAAAAUGAUGACCCUUAUAUAUAUAUAUAUGCAGGACAUUGUGUAAAGUGAAAGAUAUUUGCGUAUGUAUGGACAAAUGAUGUAUAUAAUAUAAAUAUAGGACUAUCUGUAGUGUUCAGAUAAAGCAAUAAAAAGAGGCAGCACAUUAAAUAACAUCCCCUGUUAUGAAAAUAAUGACACUGAUAAAAUUAUUUAUGAUAAAUGUAGAUAUGCAGGGUACUAGGAUAUUUAUAUGUAUAUAGGAUAUGUAGCGGAUGGCAUUGGGCUGUCCUAAAAAGUGCAUUGAUGUCUAUGUAUUCGGUUGAAUUGUAACCUGUAUAUGUGAAGUGUAUGUAGCAUUCUCUGAUUGUUCGGUAAAAUCACUCCAGUUCUUAUGCGAAUGAAACUACCGAACAAUCAGACCACCCCAAUAAUAAGUGUGUCUCCAAAUACUGUUCGCAACAAUGUUGCAAAUGGGUAAUUGGCGGUUCGUGCAGUGGGUCCUUUGUUCUCUGGGUGGCCACCAUUCGGGAGAAAGAACACGUGACGGCAGCCAUUUUAAACUCCCGAACAGCGGUGUUUUGCCGUCGAGUGUCUGGAACACAAAUCGGACACUCGGUUAGGCAAACACCGCUGAGACCUCCACACUGCCGUCAAUUUGUAUACAAACUACCGAACGGCUUCUCGUUCGGUAGUUUGAAUCCCACGAACAAGGGAAAUUACAUGAAACCUCCCCAGCUCUCCUAACAUAAGUCAUUCGUGUGUUACAUUCCCUUUUCUGUGACCAACCGCAGGGCCAAAACACAUGGAACCCUUUUCGGCUGGUAAACCCAGUGCGGUUGGUCAUUUUACUACUUCCAUAAAUUUCCCAAACCCCUGGUCCGAUAUGGGUGAUUUUUGGAUAUGUGUCUCACCCAGAUCAGGGCUACCAGGGGAUGUAACAUUUAAAGGGGUACCCCUAUGUCUAGGGGUACAUCCAGAAACUCUGGGAAUUUGUGUCCUGCAUAAGGGGAUUAUGUGAUUAUGUGUCACACUAAGGGGAUGUGUGGGUGGCAACUCGUGGAGGAUUGGCUACUGUACUAAUUAUUGCAUAUCCCUCCCUUGCAUGGGAGAAUGCUUUAUAAGGAAGUUGUGCGCAUUAAAAGUCAGUUCUGCUCCUGAUGCUGUGUGUCGUCCAGUCAUUGGGAUCUGUAUGGGGAUAUUCGUGGUUUACUUUGCUUGCUGGAAUUAUUACUUCAUGGUAUUUUUACUACUUGUUCCUGAGCCUCACUGGGAUCUCUAGUGGAGUUAACCUGGGAAAUACCAGGCCUCCGCUACAGGAUAUAUGUUACAUUUUUCUGUGUGUGUAUGUAUAUAUAUAUAUAUAUAUAUAUAUAUAUAUAAACCAGGGGACUGCACUCACCUGAACAUGCAUAAAAGGAUGCUGCUGGGGCCAAUUCAUACAAUACACAAGAUACCAUGUUGCCUCCGAAAAUAGUACAAAAUGCUCCUAAUAUAUGCCCUACCCUGAAAAUAAGCCCUAGUCGUUCGCUAAUCUAUGUUCGGGGAAUUUUCUUCAAACAUAGAUUCACAAGAUUUCAUUCGCGAGUGAACUAAUCUAUGUUCGGGGAAGUGUCCCCGAACAUAGAUUUGUGGUAUUCUAUUAGUGAGUAAGCCAAUCUAUAUUAUGGAAAGUUUCCCUGAACAUAGAUUUGCUGGACUCCAUGCCCUAGUGAAUUGGUCUAUGUUCGGGGGAAUUCCCCCGAACGUAGAUCUGCUUUCUAGCACACGUUUUCCCGAAAUAAUAUCUCCCUCGAAAAUAAGCCCUAGUGCGUUUUUCAUGGGAAAAAUUAAUAUAAGACCAGGUCUUAUUUUCGGGGAAACACGGUAGCACUCACUUAUCCACUAAACAGCAACUCCAAAGUUUACAGAUUUUAUUUUAUUUUUUUUUAAAACAAAAGACAAAUAAUCUAGGCCAGGGGUUCCCAACCUGAUGGCCUUCUCCUCCACACUGUCACAUCCCCCCCUCACCCACUCUGUCAUACUACCCUCUCACCCACACUGUCACACUGCACCCUCACUCAAACUGCCCCCUCACCCACACUGUCACACUGCCUCCUCACCCACACUGUCACUGGCCCACACUGUCACACAGCUCCCUCACCCACACUGUCAAUGGCCCACACUGCCCACUCACCAACACUGUCUCACUGCCCCCUCCCCACACUGUCACACUGCCCUUCCACACACUCUCACACUGCCCCCUCACUGACACUGUCACAUUGCCCCCUCCCCCACACUGUCACACUGCCCCCUCACUCACACUGUCACACUGCCCCUUCCCCACACUGUCACUGGCCCACGCUAACACAUCCCCCCUCUCACCCACACUGUCACUGCCCCCUCACCCACACUGUCACACAGCUCCCUCACCCACACUGUCAAUGGCCCACACUGCCCCCUCACCAACACUGUCUCACUGCCCUCUCACCCACACUGUCACACUGCCCCUCACCCACACUGUCACAAUGCCCCCUCACCCACAAUGUCACACUGCCCUCACCCACACACAAUGCCACCUCACCCACACUAUCACACUGCCCCCUCACUCACAAUGUCACACAGCCCCUUACCCACACUGUCACAAUGCCCCCUCACCAAAACUCUCUUAUUGCCCUCUUCCUCACACUGUCACACUGCCCCCUCACUCACACUGUCACUGGCCCACGCUAACACAUCCCCCCCACACUGUCACACUGCCCCCCUCACCCACACUGUCACAUUGCCUUCUCCCCACACUGUCACAUACCCUCACCCACACUGUCACACUACCUCUCACCCACAUUGUCACACUGCCCCUCACCCACACCGUCACAAUGCCCCCUCACCCACACUGUCACACUGCCCCCUCACCCAAACUGUCACAUUUCCUUCCCCCCCACACUGUCACAUUCCACCCUCACCCACACUGUCACACUGCCCUCUCACCCACAUUGUUACACUUCCUCACCCAUUGUCACACUGCCCCCUCCCUCACACUGUCACAUUGCCCCCUCACUCACACUGCCACACUGCCCUUCACCCUCAUUGUCACUGGCCCACACUGUCACAUCCCCCCCUUACCCACACUGUCACACUGCCCCCUCACCCACACUGUCACUGGCCCACACUGUCACACUGCCCCUUCACCCACACUGUCACAUACCCCUGCCAUAAUAUCCUUCUUUAGAACAGGUGCCCAAAAUUACACAGCAUAUUCAAUAUGUGGUCUUACCAGUGAUUUAUAAAGAAGUAAAGUGAUAGUCUCUUCCCGAGAAUGAAUGCCCUUUUUCAUGCAUGACAAUACCUUACUGGCCUUAGCCACUGCUGAUUGACAUUGCACAUUGUUGCAUAGUUUAUUGUCUAUAACAAUUCCCAAGUCCUUUUCAUGUGUUGUUAUCCCUAAUUCGCUUUCAUUAAGGGUAUACGUUGCCGAAGUGCAUAACUGUGCAUUUUUCAACAUUAAAUUUCAUCUGCCAUUUAAGUGCCCAGUCUCCCAGUCUAUCUAAAUCCCUCUGCAGCAAAGUAAUAUCUUUCUCACAUUGUAUUAUUUUACAAAGUUUUGUGUCAUCUGCAGACACUGAAACAUGACUUUCAAUGCUUUUUUCAAGAUCAUUUAUAAACAUGUUAAAUAGAAGGGGUCCCAGAACAGAAUCCUGAGUGACACCACUUGCCACCCCUGACCAGCUUGAAAAUUUACCAUUAAUGACAUCUCUUUGUACUCUGUUUUUAAGCCAAUGUUCUUCCCAAGAACAAGCAUUUUCAUCUCCUUGAGUUUGAACAUUAAUUUCCUUGAGUGUGAACCCUAAUCUAUUGUGUGGAACUGCAUCAAAUGCCUUGGAAAAAUCCAAAUAGACCACAUCCACUGCAACACCCUGAUCUAUACUUCUAUUUACUUCUUCGUAGAACGCAAUCAAGUUAGUUUGACAUGACCCGUGCUUCAUAAAACCAUGCUGAUUUUUGCUGAUAACCAUGUUCUUCUCAAGGAAUUCUUGAAUAUUAUCCCUUAAUAACCUUUCAAAUAUUUUCCCAGCCACAGAAGUUAAGCUCACAGGUCUAUAAUUUCCAGGCAAUGAUUUCAAACCCUUUUUGAAUAUAGGAACCACAUGUGCCUUCCUCUAAGCCUCUGGAACACUUCCUGAAAGAAAAGAAUCUUGAAAGAUUAAAAACUUCAAUAAGGUUCACUUAUUUCUACACAUAGUUCCUUAACUACUCGUGGAUGGAUACCGUCAGGCCCUGGAACUUUGUUUAUAUUAACUUCCUUUAGUUGCUGCAGCAACUUGUCUUGAGUUAACCAAUUACAAUUAUUCUGCAUGUUUUUAGUAGCAGUCAUUUGCACAUCUAUUGCCAUGGGUUCUUCCUUAAUAUAUACGGAGGAGAAAUAGUUAUUUAAAAUUCCUGCCUUUUCCUGGUCUUCAUUAACUAACACCCCUAUUUCAGUUUUAAGUGUACCUACACUUUCAUUUUUUUAUUUUUUUUAGAAUUUAUGUACUUAAAUAAUGCCUUGGGGUUGGUUUUGCUCUCUUUGGCUAUCAUUUUUUCAUUUUGAAGUUUAGCAAAUCUAAUCGCCUUUUUGCACGCAUUAUUGGCUUCCUUAUAUCUUUUAUAGGAUGCAUCUGAUUUGUCCGAUUUAAAUGCCCUUUUCUUAUUUUUUAUCUCUUGUUUUACUUCUCUACUAAGCCACAUUGGUUUUCAUUUGUUUCUUUUAUAUUUAUUACCCAAUGAUACAUACUGAGAAAUGUACCUUUCUAAUAUUUGUUGGAAGAUGUUCAAUUUAUCCUCAGUGUUCUUUUCACUAAAGAGUUUAUGCCAGUCAAUAUAUUGUAAAUCUGCCCUUAACUUAUAGAAAUUAGCCUUUUUUGAAAAUUAUAUGUUCAACACAUGGCAACCAUAAAGAAGAGGCAAGGAGGAUAGCAACAUCCAAGUACCUCCAAAGAGUAAGACAGGUCCUGAAGUCCCAGCUCAAUGGCAAGAACAAGAUCCAAGCCAUCAACACAUAUGCCCUACCAGUCAUCGAGUACCCAGCUGGAAUAAUAACCUGGCCAAGAGAAGAACUGGUCACCAUGGAUGUCAAGACCAGGAAACUACUCUCUAUAAAUGGAGGAUUCCACCCGAAAUCCAGCACCCAGAGACUGUACACUGCCGGAAGUAAGGAGGUCGGGGCCUGACGAGUGUCAAGGAUUCCACCCGAAAUCCAGCACCCAGAGACUGUACACCUGCCGGAAGUAAGGAGGUCGGGGCCUGAUGAGUGUCAAGGCCACAGUCCUGGAUAAAAAGUCAAAUCAUCCACAAGUACAUCAUGAAGAUGGCUCCCAAAGAUGAACUGCUAAGGAAAUGCCUGAGACUUCCACAGAUCGAGGAUGCAGACAAAGAGGAUGUUCUUUGGCAAGACAAACCUCUCCAUGGGGUGUCCCACUGGCAGCUAGUGGAUGUGGCUCACAUGACAAAAUCCUACCAGUGGUUGGAAAAGGUAGGACUGAAAGACAGCACUGAGGCACUAAUCCUAGCAGCACAGGAGCAGGCACUCAGCACCAGAUCAAUAGAAGCUGGAGUCUACCACACCAGGCAAGACCCAAGGUGCAGACUGUGCAAAGAGGCCUCUGAGACAGUCCAGCACCUAGUAGCUGGAUGCAAGAUGUUGGCAGGAAAAGCAUACACGGAGAGACACAGCCAGGUUGCUGGGAUUGUGUACCGAAACAUUUGCACAGAAUAUGGAUUGGACCUUCCUAAGUCCAGAUGGGAGAUACCACAAAGGGUAGUUGAGAAUGACAGGGCUAAGAUCCUGUGAGACUUCAAGAUCCAGACAGACAAGCAAGUGCUGGCCAACCAACCAGACAUUGUGGUGGUAGACAAGGAACGAAAGACUGCAGUCGUGGUGGAUGUGGCAAUACCCAGUGACUAUAACAUCAGGAAGAAGGAACAUGAGAAGGUGGACAAAUACCAAUGACUGAAAGAACUAGAAUGGAUGUGGAAAGUGAAUGCAGUAGUAGUCCUAGUUGUGAUAGGAGCACUCGGGGCUGUGACUCCCAAGUUGGGGGAGUGGCUUCAACAGAUUCCAGGUGGGACAUCUGAGAUCGCUGUCCAGAAGAGUGCAGUUCUAGGAACAGCUAAGAUACUGCGCAGAACCCUCAAAUUCCCAGGCCUCACCACCCAGGAGGGGUGAGAAAAUAAUCUUUUUUUAUAUACAUAUAUGCUAUGCCGUCCAUGUGAUCGUGAGGUCCUCACAAGGACCUCACGAUCACAUGGCCCAGGGGGGCCGAAGAGGACGGAGGGGGACUCCCUGGGCUCCAGGUAAGUACAAAGGACGGUUUGGGCGUUCUAUGCUGCCCUCUGGAGUUUAGAGCCGGUUCCCUAAGGACGGCAUAGAACGCGCGCCGUCCUUAAAGGGUUAAACACAUUUAUUGAUAACUAGACAUAAUACAGCCUAAAUACUUUGAGAGGACAUUUUCUCAAAGCUUUACGCAUCUCUUGUAUUGGUUGAGGAAUGUAGGUUGUAUAAGCUGAUGACUUCCAGCGACCUAGCGGUUUAAUGAUAUGAACUGGAACAUCCUGGCUGGAUGUCGUAUAUGCGGCCUCUAUUCUAAAUGAGUGUCCUGAAUAAUGCUAGAGUUCAGGCCAAGCCUUAUUAACAAUAAGUGGAUGUAAAACAUGAAUUUGGACGUAUUGAGGAUAGCCUGUGCAGUGACAGAAGCGGCAGUGAGGCGUGAUUUUGUAGGGUAAGAAGGUAGGAAUCGAAAACUUUUACGAGGCACCAGGAAUUGUUCGUGGGGUAAUAAGGAAUGUGGACAGGUUGGCCUAGCUGGCUCGUUUUGGUCACGGGUACAGUAAGUAUGUAAUGAUCUAGGUGUUUCCUUAAAUAUGAGAUGCUGAGGCAGAGUUGUGCGUUAUGUUGUCCACUUAUGGUGAACUCCCGUGGUCUCAGGAAGCCGUAAAAGGCCAAGUAUAUGGCGGUUUUAAUGACUGAGUUUGUCUGGGGUUCGAACAGGGCUGAACUAGUACCUCUGACAUGACUUUGAAUAAAUGUUUGUUGAUGGUACCUGGUAAUUGAUUUGGGGUCAAAGGCCAGUUACGGCCAAUCGGAUCCACAGAAGGGGUAUUUAAAUCCAAUUCUCCUUUUGCUCAUUGCCCUGUUGUGGUUUCGUCCUGAUGGUAAUCCGAGAGUGCGUUCCUGAUCUUGAUUUUCUGGUAUUUGACUUUGGCUUAGUUUUUACUUCCCUGAAUUCUGGUAUCCUUGACUUUUGGCUUUCCCUCAUCGUUGUGUCUGAUUCUGUGUUCCUGACCUAGUAUUUUGACUAUUCUUGGAUACAUUAAGACCGGCCAUUCUAAGGUCCAUUUAUAUGUUAUCCUUAGUCCUAGGUGUGACACAGUUCUGCAUGCUGGAUCAACUUGUAAUCCUGACACCCUGGACCCAAGACCAGGAUCUAGCUUCCAGUGGGUAAACCUCUCCUCCAAGAGAGUGUAGAAAUAUGCUCUUAAAAGAGCAAGUGAUUAUAAUCGCAGGGAAUAUAGUAAUACAGCAAUCCCCAGAGUGAAAGUAGCUGUCCCCUCCACACAUGAGACGAGAUUCUAUGUUAAGGAUGAAGAGGAACUCAUUUAUUGGUAACCUUAUAUGCAAGUCCCCAUGCAAGGGGCACUCCCCCCUGGACCUGAGAGUAAACCACAGCAGAAACAUACACACAAUUACAUUGGCUUUUACUCGGCUAGAUUUUAUGCUGUCCUUCAAUUUGCUGGCGCUAUAUAAAUAAUACAAUAAUAAUAAUACAGGGCCACCCCGCCCCCUUUCUUGCCUUCCCUGUCUUUUCUAUAUAAAGAGUACCCUGGUAUUGCUAAGUCCAGUCAUUUUUCUCAUUAUACCAUGCCUCAGUAACAAUGACUAAAUCUACUUUAUCAGAGAGCCGCGCAGGAGGAAGGAGGAGAGAUUCAGAGUGGGAAAUCUGACUCCCAUCAGGCUGAGCCCUCACUGGACCACAGGGAAAGUCACCCUCCUGCAAAAAGUAGGAAACAGGAGGGCGACUUAAACAUUUUGUAUAUGUGCAUGUAUGUGUAUGUAUGUGUCUGUAUGUGUGUUUGUCUCUGUAUGUAUGUGUCUGUAUGAUAGACACAUACAUACAGAGACACACACACAUACAGACACAUACAUACAGACUGUAUGUAUUGUCUGUAUGUGUGUGUGUGUCUGUGGGUAUGUAUAUGCCUGUGUGUAUUUCUGUCUGGGUGUAUGUGUGUCUAUACCUAUGUGUGUGUCUGUAUGUAUGUAUGCGUGGGGGGUGGGGACACUGAUCAGUUUCGCACCAGGGCACCAUGGAUUGUGUGUACGCCACUGCGAGUGCCCACUUUUAUUUGAUAAAUUAUUUGGAUAUAUAUGUACUGAUAAGAGUUUAUGUUUUUAAACUGAGACAGUGCAAUAAAAGCUACAUUUUAACAGAAAGCAAGUGCUCUGAGUGCUGACCAUCCUUGAAAGUAUGUAUAUGUGUGUAUAUAUGUGUUUGUGUGUGUGUAUAUAUAUAUAUAUAUAUAUAUAUAUAUAUAUAUAUAUAUAGUUAUGUCUUUAAGCUAGCAACAAAUUAUAUAUGUAAUUUAUUCGUAUUAUUGGUAGAACUGAAAGUUAUAAAGGCAAUCGUGUAAAGUUUUGUGAGCAUUUUGUACAUGCAAAAAAUGAAUUAAAACAUUCUGCAAAUGGUCAUAUAUAGAACAACCUGUAGGAACAGUAACUCAGACAGGUGCAAAGUGAAGGGUUUAUUGAAGCUCAUAAUGCCGAAAAGCCUUAUUUGAUAGCUGUAUGGUUUAAUAAACUUUGCACCUGUCUGAGUUGUCUGUUCUACUUAUAUGGUUUAGAGAUCAAUGGUUCCCCUAGGGAUGGAGCACUGACUGGUAAAAUUAAAUGGAAUAAGCAACCUUAAAGGGACACUUUAGUCACCCAGACCACUUCAGCUCAAUUAAGUGGUCUGGGUGCAAUGUCCCUCGGGUUUUAACCCUUCACAUGUAAACAUACCAGUUUCAGAGAAACUGCUAUGUUUACAUAGUAGGGUUAAUCCAACCUCUAGUGGCUGUCUUCUUGACAGCCGCUAGAGGCGCUUCUGCAACGCUGGAUGCGAAAUUCGCAUUCAGCGUGCAGAAUGUUCAUAGGAAAGCAUUGAGAAAUGUUUUCCUAUGGACUAUUAGAAUGUGCGCGUUGCUCUUGCCGCGCAUGCGCAUUCCGCUCCACUCGGGGACUGACGAUGGCGGGGGAGUAGAUAAGUCGCUGAAGGGGUUUUAACCUUCAGCCCAGCGGGAGGGAGACCCUGAGGGUGAGGGUUCCCCAAGAAUUAUAUAGUGUCAGGAAAACUAGUUUGUUUUCCUGAAACUAUAGUGAUCCUUUAAGUGCAAUAUUCUGUGUAUGCCACAAGUGGAGAAUUUUGCUCAAUAUUAAAAUGAAAAUAAAUGAAAUUUGUAGCAAUUGUGAUUCAAUGCAUCUAAACCUCUUUACAUGUUCGCUCACUGCAAUCAUUGUUUUUAUUUUAUUUUUUUUAUAUAUGAAGAAAACAUUUUUCUCAAAAUUCAUUUUCUAGUAAAGUAAAGCUGUGUUAUCUUUUUGCAAGAACAUAGAAUAUGAGAACUCUGAAAAGCACCAAGAAACUCAGUAGCUUGACCAUAAGGGCAGUCCAGAUCUGGAAUGCUGCACGUUCCCUCUGCACAAGAGAUACAGCAACCCUGAUUGUUUCAGCCUUCCUUGGGACUCGUUAGCGAGGUGUAGCUGAUACACCUCUAGACACAGUGAGGUGUUAUUCUUUCAACUUAAGUAGAACCUAAGCAAAUGCAGUUUAGCAAAAACAGAGAAAACUCUCAGUAUUGACACAAAUUCAAACAAACUUAAUAGCCUUACCCUUCAGUUAAUAACAAGUCUGAAAAUAGUUAUAUCGUUUUUGUUUGCUCAUGUUUUUAGUUCGGAUCCUUCCGACUUCAACAUAGAAAAAUCAGCUUUUACUGAACUGAACAAGAAAAAUGGAAUUGUUAUUCACACUAAGGGAAGACCAGUCCUACUAAUAAGCAGCACAAGCUGGACAGGUUAGGCUUUUGUUCUAAGAAAUUCAAAACUGUUUUUUAAUAAAUUAAAUAUUUACUGAAAUUUAACAGAAAGUAUGUAUUUGCAUAUAUGUGUGGCUUUUUUAUUUUGGCUUUAUUUUUCUUAAAUCAAUCAUGACAUGCAAUAUUUCAUGUGUUAUUGUUCAUCUGAGGUUGUUUUUACCUCAUUUUAAGACCUGUUAAAGAACAGAUGACUGUUAUUAUGAUAUGUAAAACCAAAGAAUUCAUAGAGGAUGUACUUUCUUUUUCCCAUGACUCUAUCUAUCUAUCUAUCUGGGCUCAAAAUUUUGCUACGACUAGUAGAAAUUCACCCCUGGUGAUCAUGUUUUGACUUGCAGUGGGGUAAUUUUUAAGGGCUGCCUAGUAGUAUAGGAGUUCAAAUUUAAAUCAGUAUGUGUGUUUUUGUAUGGGCACUCAAUGAACCUUUGAAAAUGAAAAUGGUGUGCAACAAUUAACUUUUGGACCUCUCAGGUUCUUGAGAAAGGAUCCUGUGAGGUCUUUAAUAUUGAUGCUGCACACCAUUAUGUACUCAACUUCACUUGUUUUUUCCAGUAAUGUACUCAGUAGAAUGUGUUUGUUUUUAUUUAUAUUUUUAACUACAUUCGUUCAUAAUAUGUACAUAUCUGAUUUAGAUUUUUGUUUUUUUGCUUCCACCUCACAGAAGACGAAGAUUUUACAGUGUUGUUGAGAGCAUUGCAAGGCAAGUUUAUUAAUGCCCGUUUCUGUGUGUGUAUAGAAGUAUUACACUGCUACUUGAGAGGGGGAAGAUCUUUACAUAAUUCACUGGAACUUUAAUUACAUAUUGUCAUAUUUAAAAAAAAAAAAACGACAAUAGGUGCGCUAUAUCUUGAAGUGCAAUACUAUUAAAGCAGCACACAAUAUAGAAAAUGACAGUGCAAUGGCAUACAGUGCUAAAUAUUGUGAAAAAACACUACCAGGGAUCAGGGUGACUUUGGAAGCUUUGAUUUUAUGUGUGUUACAAAUAAAGGCUGUUCAUUUUUCCACUGGCUGGAGUGAAGAUCUACUUACUAAGGCUGUCAUAGUUAGAGCAGACUCAUUUGCUCUGCGUUUGUGAGUUCAUUACCUAUCUCACUUAUAUUUUCAUAUUGUGUGUAUUUUACAGUUUUACACUAUAUAUAUUUUUUUCUAUUUUAUGUUUCUAAUACUGGGUUUUACCUGGAAUUUUGCUGCUAUUUUAAGUUGUUUUUACAUAACUUUUUUACAUAACUUUUGCACAAUAUCACUUUAAGUGGUUUUUCAGUUCACAUUUUUGUACUAAUAAGCUGUGUUUUUUUAUACUAUUGCUGCUUAUUUAUAUUAGUGAUUUUCACUGGAUUGAAGCACUUUAUAUUAACCCCUUAAGGACCAAACCUCUGGAAUAAAAGGGAAUCAUGACAUGUCAUACAUGUCAUGUGUCCUUAAGGGGUUAAGGUUUACACAGAUUGUUACAAGUGUGCAUAAGUGUUUUUUUCACAAUAUUUAGCACUGAAUGCCAUUGCACUGUCAUUUUAUAUAUUGUGUGCUGCUUUAGUAGUAUUGCACUUCAAGAUAAAGCGCACCUAUUGAUUUUUGUUUUUUUUAAUGGUUUUAGGAGUGUUCUUUUGGGCUAAUACACGUUUUUUAGGUGCUGCUUUCACCUUUUUAGUUUAUCUAAUUUUUUUUUAUAAUUAGAGCGAAAUCUAUUCACUUGUUUGUGUUUGUACGCUGAUAUUUUUUUAAAACUACAGUAUUUAGUUUACAUUUCUAGCUUCCUGGUCUGCAAUAAAAAGAACUACAACCAUUCUUACAAUGUAAACUGGUUUGCUCCUUAGUUAUUGUCAUAGUAAAAUGUAAAACACCAAGUAAGAUAUGUUUCCUUAAUUUUAAACUAAAUUCCAUUUUGUGUGUAUGUAUACUCAUGCUCUUAAUAUCUUAAAGGAAAACUGUUACAUUUGUUAUUUAAAAUAAAAGCUUGCAAUGAUAGUCUCUCUACGCAUUAUUUUGUAAUCAUACAUAAUUUCGGUGUCUCUCAUGAGUUACCCUUGCUAUAUGGAGGCAGCCACCUUUAAUCCAAGUUUCAGUAAAGGGGCACAAGAUAAAAGGAGCUUGAGAUCAUGUUUUGUGCAGCCAUUGCCUUAGUGAUUUGUUUUGAACCCGACUGAAAAACCUACAUUUUUGUUUCCUACAAAAAUACACAAGGAGAGAAAUCUAAUUUAAUAAACUUGACAUCAAAAUUAUGAAUUCUGGAAUGCCUUUGAUUUACUGUUUGCAUGAUUUUAUUUUUUAUUAGAUUAUGAAGAGUUAAUCAGAAAUGGAAUUAAACUUCCACCUUUGGUCUGCGUUAUAACAGGUAACACUAGUAUUUAGAUGCAUUUUGUUAGAAGCAGAACAUAGAUAUACAUAUUUGUUGAAUAUUGUAUGUGUGUAUGUGUGUGUGUGUGUGUGUAUAUACAGUGCUGCACAAAAUUACCUUUCAGAAAUCUUGGUAAUUAUAUCAUAAAUAUUUAUUAAUCUUGAUUGUGGUAAUAUUUUGUAUUUGUCAGAUUUCAUUUCUGUUUUGGAAAGUGUAUGGCAGAUAUUACAAGGAGUGUCUGUCUUAUCAUUUUAAAGCUGAAGUUAGCUAAAUUUAGUAUGCUAAGACUGUAUGUUUAAUAUAAAUCAACAAAUCCAAAGUUCAGCCCAUCCUAACCCUAUAUAUAUCGCUCUCCCGAGUAACUUUCUUCUUUGCCUACUUUCUUCUUUGCCUUUGUAACACACUUCACUGAGAAGAUUUCUGUGAUCAGGAAAGAGGUCUCUAAUCUCUCUUCUACCUCUGCCAUUACUUCAAUCUCACAACCUCCUCUGUUUUAUGCUCACUCGCACCCACUACACCAGCAGCACUAACCCUCACUAGAAUAUCUCUCCCUCUAAUCUAGCAUAUUUCCUUCACCCAUCAAGCAUGCAAUCAUCACCUAAAUUCUAAAAAAGCUAAACCUUGACCCCAAAUCCCCAUCCUACUACUGCCCUAUCUCACAACUACCAUUUGCCUCCAAGAUCCUUGGGAGAGUUGUGAAUGCUAGAUUGACCGAAUUCCAACUCUCUGUUCGACCUGCUUCAUUCUCGAUUCUCUGCUUGUCACUUUGUCUAAACGACCCUGACCAAAGUAUCCAACAAAUUAAUUGCUGCUCUGUAUCUAAUGGUCGCUACUCUCACCUAAUUCUCCUUGACCUUUUGGCUGUUUUUGACAUUGUUGAUCAACAGCUUCUUCUCAAUCUCAGUGAUCUUGGCCUAUGAGACUCUGCACUUUCCUGGUUUUUCUCCAACCUCUCCCAACGCCCAUUCAGUGUUUCUUUAUCUGGCUCUUCCUCUCCUUCGCAACCCCUCUCUGUCCUUGGUCCCCUACUGUUUUCCAUCAAUACUGCCUCCCUUGGUAAACUCAUCAGCUGUCUUGGCUUAAAAUAUCAUUUCUAUGUGAAUGACACACAAGUCUAUCUGCUCUCUCCGUUCCUCCUGAUUCGUGUCUCUGACUGCCUCUCUGCAUUUUCAAAUUGGAUGGCUGCUCAUUUUUUUAAACAUAAACUGUCCAUCUUUCCUCCCUCAAGUGUUGCUACUCCUGUGUCUCUCGCCCUCCAAGUCAAUGGCAUUACCAUCAGCUCUACCUCGCUGUCUAGGUGUUCUCUUUGACUCUGACUUCUCCUUUACUCCUGCAGUCCAUUCACUUGCCAGUCCUGCCACUUCUAUCUCAAAAACAUAGCUCACAUCCGCACCUAUAUAAUGCUGGAUGUGGCCAAGCUGCUGGUCCAUGCCGCUUUCAUCUCUUGCCUUGACGACUGCAAUCUGCUUAUCAGUGGUCUUAUACGUUUCCAGCUGACCACGUUACAGUCUAUAAUUAAUAAGGCAGUGAGGCUCAUCUUCCUGACCGCCUGCACCUCCUAUGCCUCCCACCUCUGUCAGUCCUUGCACUAACUUCCCGUAAGAUAUGGGGCUCAAUUUAAAUUCUGGUUCUGCUUACAUGUCUUUACAUAACGCUGCUCCUAUCUACCUAUUCUCACUGAUACACAAAUAUGUCCCGUCCAGGGCCCUAUGCUCUGUAGAAGAUUUCCAUCUAUAACCUGUUCGUACUCGUACCUUUGAUGCCCACCUUCAAGACUUGAGCUGUGCCAUUUCUAUGGAACUCCCUUCCCUGCUUUAUUUGACUCUCACUCAGUCUCAGCUCUUUCAAAAGAUGAUAAAAACUGUUAAUAGCUUUACUUCCCCGCACCUUUGUUACCCACCCUGCUUAAUCUCCUGCAACUGUGCCAUCCAAAAACCUAAUCCUUCCCUUACCUCUUGCACAACUUUACCCUACUCCCUCUAGAACAUAAGCUGGUUUGAGCAGGGCCCUCAACACCCUCUGUUUCGUUGCGUCCAGCUCGUCUUGUUGCAAAUACAUGUCUGUUAGUCCACCUAUUUGUACAGCGCUACAUAAUUUGUUGAUGCUUCAUAAAUAAUACUAAUAGUAAAAAUAUUGUGGCUGUAGCUCUAUACCUUAAAUCGCAGGCAAUGUUCAGUGUUUAAGAGAGAAAUAAAGGCAUAUAUAGAUUCAGUAUGUGAAUAUAAUUAAACCAUACAUUUUAAAACGUUAAUUAAGCUUGUUGGAACAAAAAGUCAAAAUUUUAAUAGCUUGAUUUAUUAAAAUGUUUUUUAAAUUGAAAAUUACAUAAUUUAACCCCUUCAAUACCAAAAUCGAAUAUUAACAUCUUUCUUUUCAUUUAUUUUGAAGUAAGAAAUCUGGUCUAUAAAGACUCACUUAGCCUCAUUUAUAUAUAUCAUUACCAUCCUGUAAACGUAAAAAUUACAGAAACUACUAGUCUUAUUAUAAUGCCUGCAAAUAUGCUGAAAGUGUUUGCUCAUCCUCUGCUUUUAAACAGUGCAGGAAGUUUCAAUGGAUUAUUUUAUCUCUACAGUCACAGCGGGGGUAGGAGUGAGUAAACUCCACCAUUUCACUUCUGGCAUGACAUUAACAGUUCGGAGAUUGAUAAAGAUUGGCAUAGCCGUUUUAAACACAUUUUUAAUAGAAAAAUAUGAUUUUACCGUAUUUACUGUAUGUGCGCAUUAUGCUCAAAUGCAGACAUACUAAAAAUAGUAACAGAAUGAAAAAAGUAAGUCAUACUGCUAGUAAUGACUUUGUGGUCCUUGUAAAUAGCUUAAACAAAUUUUUUUUUGUAUAUUUUUGUCACAUCUACUGUAUGUAAGAGAAAUAUUUUUGCUUUUAUACUAAAAUGUUAAAACUUGUGUAAAAUAUUGAAAGAUAAAGGACACUGUAUACUGUCUAAAGCUUUUUAUAAAGUGUGAAUGAAUGAUUAAGUGAAAAACAAAAAUAGUGUAAAUUUACAUAAUUGAAAUUUUUACAGUUGUCUGCAAAGCAAGCCAAACGCAAAAUUGCUGCUUUGUGAUAUGUUUAUAUGCUAUCUUUGCAUACCUUACUUCAAAAAAAUAUUAUGUUAAAAAGAACAAAUAUUAAAAAAAGUUUGCUGGUGAAGGUGGUAAUCCCUAUGUUUUGCAUAUCCACUGUUGUUUUGUUGAAACGUUUGUGCUUUGUAGGCUACUUAUAAAUGUGAGUUGUACUUUGCUGCUAUGAACAAAAAGAAAAAGUGGUAAACCAUGAUUAAUCUAUGUAAAUAUUGCUUCUGAUCUGUUCAUUUUGUUAUGGAUCAUUUAUUGACCUCUUAAGUGCCUGGUUUUCAGUAAGGAAUUGCAGAUAUUUGGCCAAAAUUGCUGUGUUGCAAACAUGAACGAGACUUACGGGGUUAUUUACUAAAGUCAGAAUUGUGAGGAAUUCAAAGUGAGUUUCAAAUUUAGGGCAAAAAAAGUUAAUUUGGAAAAAUUCUGCAAGCCACUUAUGCUUCCAGAGUGGUCUAAAAUGUGAAAUUCCCCUUUUCGGCAGUUUUCACUUUGGUGAAUAACCAUGUUAGAGAUUUUUGUCCAGCAAAAUAUGCAAUUCCACAGCAAAUAAUUCUGCGAGGGACAAAGAAAAAUGAAAAAUAGGUUUUGUUUUAGAUAUAUAUGCUCCUUUUUCUAUAUUGAUUUAAGAUCAAAUGCAUUUUUCUUUCUACAUUUGCAGGCAAAGGCCCAUUAAAAAAAUAUUAUACUCAGUUAAUGGAGGAGAUGUACUUUAAGCACAUCCACAUUUGUACACCAUGGUUAGAAGCUGAAGAUUAUCCACUUUUGCUAGGUAAUAUAAACAGUGAAGAACACUAUGUAGUCAAAAGAAUGUCAUGUAUUUUUUAGUCAUAAUCUGGUUAAUUUAUUGCCAUAUACAGAUGCAUUUAAUCCAGUGUUUUAUGCCUAGGUUGCCGUUUGAUCAACUUAAAGGACCACUCUAGGCACCCAGACCACUUCAGCUUAAUGAAGUGGUCUGGGUGCCAGGUGCCUCUAGGAUUAACCCUUUUUUUUAUAAACCUAGCAGUUUCAGAGAAACUGCUAGGUUUAUAAAUGGGUUAAUCCAGCCUCUAAAUCCUCUAGUGGCUGUCUCAUUGACAGCCACUAGAGGCGUUUGCAUGCUUCUCACUGUGAAAAUCACAGUGAGAAGACGCCAGCGUCCAUAGGAAAGCAUUAUGAGACUGGCUGAAUGCGCGCGCAGCUCCUGCCGCGCAUGCGCAUUCAGCCGGAGAGAAGGAGGAGAGCUCCCCGCCCGGCGCUGGAAAAAAAAAUGUAAGAUUUAACCCUUUCCUCUCUAUCCAGCCCCGCGGGAGUGGGACACUGAGGGUGGGGGCACCCUCAGGGCACUAUAGUGCCAGGAAAACGAGUAUGUUUUCCUGGCACUAUAGUGGUCCUUUAAAUUGUUUUUGGUGUUUAGGUCAUGCUACUGCUGUCUCACUGCUCAAUUCUCUGCCGUUUCAAAGUUAAAUCAGCCCUUGCCUCCCAUAGCCUCCCGCUUACACAACCCCCUACACACUUCCUUUAAAUAAAUAUCUAAUUUUUAAACUUCCUUUAUUGGACAGUGCGUUUAUUUUAGAAUUUGUUUUGUGCUCUGGUUAUCACUUUCUAGAGCUUGCACAUUUAAAUACAAUUAACAGUAAAGGAGAUAAGAACAUCUUAAGUAAAUAAACUGUGCUGUAAGAUCUGAUUGGAAAUUAAACCAUUUUUUUAUUGUUGGCUGUGUGAGUCUCAGCCAGAGGAGGCAGCUAGUGCAGCAGGACCAAAGCGAUUUAACUACAUAGUGGCAGAGAAUUGUGCAAUGAGGAUGCAGGAGCAUGCAUGAUCUAUAUACAAAAAAAUCAUUGCAUUAAGCUUUAAGUAGUGUAAUGGUGACUCUGUGAACAUAACAUAAAAUGUUUGCAACUGCUGUGUUUGACAUCGAUAAAAAAUUGUAUGUGUGUUUUGCCCAGAAAGCGUACAUUCUCAGUUAAAGUUUUCUUUAGUUCUGCUUUAUUUUUUCAUUUCAGAUUUUUUAAGUUUCUAUUAAUUUUUUUGGCAUCUCAAAGGGAGGAUUGCAGCCCACAUAAAAUGUUAAAUGUAUAUGAACAACAAUGGAAUCUAUUAUUUGUGUUAUCCUAACGGUCAGCAUGCACACCUGAUGGAGGGCUUGAUUUACAGUACGACAAGAAUAGAUUUUUGAAGUGUGAGGGCUAUUGGGCAUUCGAAUGGCAUUAAAAAUGUUUAGCCACUCAACUAACAUAAAUCAGUACCACUGUUAAAACAAAUGUUUUGCUUGAGACGAAAUACAAAUUGUGGAGAUUUGAGCACACUUUAGGAUGCAUUCUGCACCUAAUAAAAUUUUAGUUGCACUUCACCAUUGGCCAUACCACUAGUGACAAUUCCAAAACGUCUUUGUUUUUUGCCAAGUUUUCUAUUCUACACAACAGAACUACUUAUCACUGCAUUACAUAGUAAUUAAGGUUGAAAAGAUUCAAGUCCAUCUUUUCCAACUCUUGUUUCUGCUAUUUACUCAAAUGCAACACUGCCCCAGGAAUCCCCUCCAGUGGCCAUCGGAGGAGUGGCUACUGGAGGUGUCCCUGGGGGGUAAUAUAAAUAUUCCUUGCAGGUAUGAAAAUGCUUGCAGGGAAUGAUUAUACUCACCAGAACAACUUCAUUAAGCUGUAGUUUUUUUGGUGAUUAUAGUGUUACUUUAAUUUAUGCUAAAAUGAACAGUGGCUGACCAGUAUCCAUCUUCUGCAGAUGUUCUGUGUAUGGUUUUCCAUGUUUUUUUGUCCAGCUGCUACCACCUAGACAGCACACCUUUUUAUUGUUGUCCCAGGUUGGACAUAUUUGACUCCACUUUCUCAAUGUAGCUGAGGAGAGGUUAUCUGGUUGUUGUUUCCAUUUCACAUUCAUGUACUAUGGUAUAGUUUCAAUUGACUAUCUGCAACAUAACCACUACACUGAAGUAGUGGUUAUGAUACAUGGAGUGCCACUUUAAAUAUAAUCUGCAAUUUUGGACCCCAGUUUGAAUGAAUAUAAUGGGACUGAAAAAUACGACAAUCGAUAAUAUUAUAGCUAGAUUUUGUCACUGGUCUGCACAAAUGCAGACUAUUUAUUUUAUUUCUUGGUGAUAAUCUCCUAAAAAUGCACAAUUGCAUAUUUUUCACUAUAUUUUUUUAAAUUUCAGGAUCAGCUGAUCUAGGAGUUUGUCUACAUAAAUCAUCCAGUGGUUUGGACUUACCUAUGAAAGUAGUUGAUAUGUUUGGUUGUUGCCUUCCUGUGUGUGCAGUUAAUUUUAAGUGGUAAGGCUCAUCAUAUAUCUUAAAAUGUUUUAUACAAAGCAAUUUCUGUGUUGCAUGCUAAACAUAAUUGCUUCUUUGGGUUAAUUGUGUACUCUACAAGUCCCCACAUCCGAUCUUGUCCUGCAAGAGUUAAAGCAUGUCUGCACUGUGCUAAGCUUGAUCAUUUCAGUAAUGUGCUCAUUGGCUAAGAAAGCCCAGCUGACGCUAUUGGCCAAUAAGCACAUGCUUUUUUUAGCUCAGUGGAGCUCACUCGAUGUCCCACACUACCAUGUUACAUUGCUAAAAUGUUGGAAAACAGUUUGCCAAAUUAUACUGGGAGGGUGGAAAGGCACUCCUGCCACCAAAAUCACAACAAUGGACUUUAGUGAGUAUGGUGGUUGGAUUGUUCCUUUAAGAUUUGUACAUGUGAGACUGUUUUUGAUGAAUGUAUUGUAUUGAAACAUGGAGUCUCCUGGUAUUAAUUAUAUUUAGGCCAUUUGUGCUAUUAAAGGUGAGGGAUGAAGAUAUUUUCAGAUGUCUAGUGGUUAUUCUUGAAUGGUUACGUGUAAUACAUCUCAAAAUAUUCCAGAAUGAUAACACAAUUUUCUAAAGCGUGUUUAUAUGUAUACAACACAGAAAUGGGGGAGAUAAAUCAAAAUCAGGGUGGCAGUUUAGCAUUUAGCCCUUGAAGAUUUGUCAUUCUGCUUUGACAUCCAAGCCAAUUUUUUUUUUUUUUUUUUGUGCCAAUCGAGAUACCAGCACAGUUUUUAGAUAUAUAAACAAGUUUAACCCCUUAAGGACACAUGACAUGUGUAACAUGUCAUGAUUCCCUUUUAUUCUAGAUGUUUGGUCCUUAAGGGGUUAAACAAGAUAAACAAUAUAGAAAUGGCUAAACUUUCUGCACAGCCUAUGCCUUGUCUGCAGAGCCACAGGAGUUGCCCUCAAGUGUCCAGUAAUGCCAGAACCAGAACAAGGUUUAGGAAGGUGAGUGUUGUAAUUCCACUCUGCAAGUAUCCUGGCUGCACAAACUCAGCAUCGUCAGCAAGGCAGAGGAAGGAAAAGUAAAUGGCUAACGUAUAGUCGUCAGCCUGGUGAUCUUCUACUGCGACCAUCUGCAUAAACAUUGGAGUAGCAAGCUUGUCAGUCGGUUCUUCAGACUACAGAGAGUCAGUUGUGGAUAGUCCGAUUGGGAUUUUCUCUCGUUCAACAACAGGUGAUGUAUGGGCAGUGAGGGGCUCCGGUGUCUCUCUGGUAGUCGAGCCAUUAAGACUGUAAAUUUUCUUGCAGCUGCUGGAAAGUAGACCAUGGCUGGGUCACUUCAGGAGGCCUGACAGUGAUUGCUGCCAUAGCAGGGACAGAGAGCCUAUGCUGGUGUUGCUGACCUUGGGAUGGUCUCCAGGGACCGGGAUGACCCCCCCCACUGGUCCAUAGGUGAGAGCAAUCCAGAUUCAAGAUUUCAGACAGUUGUGGCAACGGGAGAGCAGCCACCUCCCCUGCAUCAGCCAUGCUUGUAGGCCUCAGGUGACAAUCAGAUGAUUUUUGCAAAAGUGGUGGCUUAUUUGGCCAGGUAUGUUGAGUUAUAGCUGAUUUUCGGUAAUUUACCGUUUCAUUUGCGGUGCCGCUUCAUUUGCAGUGAUAAGCCGGAGUAGCAGUGCUAGCCUCUGUACAGCUCAUUAGUCAGGCUCUGCCCCUAUUUUAAAUGUAUUUAUUUUAUUAAAAUUUACUAGGAAUUCUGCUAGCACCCUGUAUGGAUGAAACUGACAGGGUUAUUCACUAAAGUGAAAAUUUUUAAUAAAUGCAAACUGUAUUUUAAAUUUAAGUCACACUGGAAAAAUUCUCUAAGUCAGCUAUGUUUCCAGUUUGACUACCUUGGCCUUAAAUUUGAAAUUCACUUACAGGGUUAUUCACUAAAGUGAGAAUUCAAAGUUAAUUCAAAGAAAAUUUCUAAUUUAAAGCCGACUUUAGCUUAGCCUGAAUUAAAUCAAAAUGGUUUCACUUUCAAUCAGAUUUAACUUACUUUAAAUAUUUUUAUUUCCUGCUCUGUAAAUUGAACUGUAAUUACAAACAGAAGGUUCCUGCAAGGCGUAGUAAGCUAUUAUUGUGCACUCUGGAAUGCCCGCUCCUUCUGCAGCAAUAUAAAAUUAACAGCCAUACAGGACCUUUUCAUAUCAAAUUCUUUCACAUUUCUUGCACUCACUGAGACCUGACUGUCCCACUCUGAUACUGCUACUCCUGCUUCCAUAUGUUAUGGUGGGCUACAAUUCUCGGAGACCAAGCAACUAUAAAGGAUGUAGUGUAGGUAUCCUUCUCUCCCCUCAAUGUACCUUUCAACCUAUCCUCCCUGCCCUAUCCUUUACUUCCUUUUGAAGUUCACACUGUCUGUCUAUUUAAAUCCACUCCUCUAAGAAUUGCCAUCAUUUAUCGCCCUCCCCGGUCAUCCUAGGCUAUUUAUUUUUCCUUCUGGCUACACUAUUUCCUCUCCUCUUGCACUCCUUCCCUCAUUCUUGGGGACUUUAAUAUCCCAAUCAACAACCCUAACUGCCCUGAUGCCUCUCGUCUGCUCUCUAGAACCUCCGCACACAGUGGUCUAAUUCAUUAACUCAUAGAGCAGGAAACACUCUUGACCUCAGCUUCACCAAUCUCUUUGCCACCUCUAAUCUCUCCAAUGUACCAUUUCCUCUAUCUGACCACCAUCUGCUGUCCAUUGACAUCCGCAUACCCUGUACCCAAAGUACCUCAACAUCACCUCAUCAGUUUUGCAGAAACCUCCAUUGUCUUGACCUACAGCAAGUCUCCACCAACUUCCAAAGUCUCCUUUUACCAAUCUCAAAUCUCACCUUCCCUAACAGGUCAACUCUCUCCUCUUAACUAGAAAUUAUGGCACCUCCUACACUUAAAUGCACUAAGCAUCUCCAAUUACAGGCCUGGCACCCCAAGCUGACCCGAUACCUCCAAAAAUGUUCCAGAAUUGCUGAACACUGCUGGAGAAAGUCUCAUUCUGCGUCUGACUUCCUGCACUAUAAAUUUAUUCUGCGCUCCUACAGUCUGGCUCUUUCCACUUCAAAAGAAAACUACUCCAAUACACUCAUAACCACACUCUCCCAUGAGCCCAAAUGACUGUUUCAUGCUUUUAUCUCUCUUCUGCACCCUGUCGUGCCGCCUCCUCCUACCAACUUGACUGCUACAAACUUUGCAACUCACUGCACUGAGAAGAUUUCUAGAAUCAGGGAAGAUAUCUCUCAUCUCUCUCCAUCCACUGCCAACUUUUCCCCUAACCACACUCCCUCAGCUGUCCUAUGCUCAUUUGCACCCGCUACAGCAGAAGAUGUUUCCUACCCCACCACCUGUUCCCUCGUUCCUAUUGCCUCGUAUCUCAUCCGCACUUUGUCUCCUUUUCUUGCACUGCCUCUCACUAAAAUUAAAAAAAAAUCCAUCUCCUCUGGCACAUUUCCUCUACCCUUCAAAUAUGCAACCGUAACCCCGAUUCUGAAAAAGCCCAACCUUGACCCUGAUUCCCUAUCCAACUACCGCUCCAUCUCGCUACUGCCGUUUGUCUCUAAGAUCCUUGAGCGAGUUGUGUAUUCGAGAUUGACAGACUUCCAUGAAUCCAACUCUCUGCUUGACCCACUUCAAUCUGGAUUCCGCGCUCGUCACUCUAUGGAAACAGCUGUGACCAAAGUAUACAAUGAUCUUAUCACUGCUAAAUCCCAUGGUCACUACUGUAUCCUAAUUCUCCUUGAUCUUUCUGCUGCUUUUGACACUGUUGAUCAUCAACAGCUUUCUCGUUCUCCAUAAUCUCGGUCUACGAAAUACAGCUCUCUUCUGGUGCUCUUCCUACCUCUCCCAGCGCUAAAUUCAGUGUCUCUUUCUCUGGUUCUGCCUCUUCUCCCCAAUCCUUCUCUGGUGGUGUUCUUCAAGGGUCUGUCCUUGGUCCCCUAUUGUUCUCAAUCUACACUGCCUCCCUUGGUAAACUCAUCAGCUCCUACGGCUUCCAGUAUCAUUUCUAUGCGGAUGACACGCACAUUUAUCUGUCCUCCCUUCUCACCAUCACCACAUUGCAGGGUCUAGCAAGCCAUUAACAUAGCAAGGGAUAUAAUUAAACAGAACUUGCAAUAAAGAAAGGAUCAACUUUAGAUGACUCUUUACAGGAAGUGUUUAGGAAGGCUGUGCAAGUCACAUGCAGGGAGGUGUGACUAGGGUUCACAAACAAAGUGAUUUAACUCAUAAAUGGCAGAGAAUUGAGCAGUGAGGCUGGAGGGGCUUGUUCUAAACACCAAAACUGCUUCAUUAAGCUAAAGUUGUUUUGGUGACUAUAGUGUCCCUUUAACCCCUUAAGGACACAUGACAUGUGUGACAUGUCAUGAUUCCCUUUAAUUCCAGAAGUUUGGUCCUUAAGGGGUUAAGUUAACGUUGUUUUGGUGACUUUUGUGUCCCAUUAAAUUUGGAAUCCACUUUGAAUUUACCUUGAAUUCUCACUUUAGUGGGUUCUACAAGCAAAUUGAUAAAGAACUAGGACUUGAUAUUAAGGACUUUUACCACUGCUCAAUUAAGUAUCUGGUGCCACACCUGGCCAUUGUUACAAAUUACACUGCAGUAAAUUAAGACUGUGAAAGUAAAAUAUACCUCAUUCUUGUGACCAUAAAAGUAGACCACAUAAUACAAUAGUAUUCCAUUUGCAUUACACAUUUUUAUGGGUCAGCUUUUACAUCUUUUUUAUACUAUUCUAUUGCUGAUCAGGUUGUUUAAAGGGUUAUCCAAUAUUUAAAGUACUGCUGCCAUGUAUAAGUGUAUUCUUAGCGUAUUAAUUCCUUUGAUACCUCUAAUGUUUGCAUAUUUAUAGUUUCAAAAAAAAAAUCUAAAAACUUUGUUUGAUUUACAGUUUACACGAACUUGUAAAACAUGAAGAAAAUGGAUUUAUAUUUGAAGAUUCAAAAGAACUUGCUGAACAGUUACAGGUAAUGGAACUGCUUAUGGUAGGGUUAGGUAAAUACAUCUCCCUUAAUGCACUUACAGACAUAAUGCUGUCCACAUGUAAAUGUAGUCCACACCAUCUGGAGUUGCAAAGGUUGCCUACCCAUAGCUUAUGGCAGUAUAUGCCAAGUAUCUGUGUUGGAGAUGGAAAACUGAGAGAUGCUGUCUUUAUGAUCAGGGCCCUUAUGAACAGUCAUGGUUGUCAAGGUUGCCAGUCUAGGUUGCCAGGUGAUCCUGGGAAACCUGGACUGUUCGGAAAGAUCAAGUUUCUCGUUCAUCGUGUAAUAUGCCGCCACUGGAGGCGACACAUGCAAGCAUGUAAAGGUUUUAUGCUGGGGAAUGUCUGUGGGGGGGUACAGAUUUGUAUUCCUAACACUAUAGAAUCUCUUUAAUACUGCUGCACUUUUACAUUACCUGUUAUUUGAUCUGGCAUCAUUUUGUUGAUCAUGAUCUAAUUGUUAUUUUGCAGGUAUUAUUUUCAGAUUUCCAGAGUGAUUCAUGCAAAUUAAACAGAUUUCGUCAAAAUCUACGAGAAUCAAAACAAAUGCGCUGGGAUGAGAGCUGGGAUCAGACUGUACUUCCAAUCAUUAGAGGAUGUUCCAAAGCACAAUGAUAGCCAAGUUACUGUUAAUUUUCUAUUGAAAUAAGGUUGUUUUUUUUUGUAUAAAUAUGUUUAAAUCCAAAUGCAAUAGUUUGUCUUGUGUUUUAUGAAACAAGUGUUCUAUAAUACAUAUACCACUCUAUUAUAUUGAUUGUUAUCAACACUGGAUAAAGAAAAAAAUUAUAUGUAUAUCUAGCUGUAUCUAUCAGUCACGCGCUCUCUAUAUAUAUCUAUCUGUCUCUCUAUG
Molecule: messenger RNA, 71820 nt
Organism: Pelobates cultripes (western spadefoot toad)
Lineage: Eukaryota; Metazoa; Chordata; Amphibia; Anura; Pelobatidae
Source: the annotation of a GenBank genome assembly